AUGAAAAGGGUAGGGCUUUAUAAAUGUAAACCUAAUACAAUUCGUUUUUUGUUGAACCACCUACUCAACAAAACGCCCCUACUAUCUUUUUCUUAUCCUCUUCAUACAUUUUUACAUUCCACGCAUAACGCCGUCGGAUGAUGCGUUAUGGUAUGCUAUUAACGGCCCAUCUAUUUCUGAUACUAACCAGAUCGCCUCUUUAUGAACGUGGUCGAGGGUCACUGAUUUGGACGCGCAGUAUGCACUGAAAUGCAGGCAACAUUGUUGAGCGUCUGCGAUAUGCAUUCCAGCGGAAAAGACUACUAUGAUGGUGUUUCUGCUGUGGGGAGCGGAGAAAUUGGUCAUAAAUGAAUGCAUUUAUUCUACUGUAUGGUCAUUCACCCAAGCAUCUUUUCGACUAAAUACGUAAAUUUCACCCUUAAAAACAUAACUACCCAAGCAGCUUGUACUUUUUAAUUUAGUUUUGCUAAUUUUAGAAAUACAAUUUGACUUCCCUUGAAAGAGGCGCAAACCGUUCAGCUCAUAUACGAAUUUUACGAGACGUGGCAUCUCCCUCUGGUUCCAUACUCGAAGGUGGUGGGUGUUUCAAUUUUAGAGCGCAUGCAGUUAUAUAGAAUUUUUAAAGGUUGACGCGAUGAGUUGUGUAGCCUUCUAUUGCUGGAUUCUUAUGUCAGGUGAUUGACAUCCUUCGGAAUAUUUUAGACCAGGGAGGUCUCUUUGUAAAGAAAGUUGGGGAUAAGCAAUUAUUUCAUAAAAUAGAAGCGAAAUGUAAUACAAAACGUAGAAAAGGGCGAAGCACAAGUUAUCUCGAAGUACACAGGUCCCGGUAAAUUGGUAAGACCGAACUAUUCUCACUCUUCGUGCACAAAAUCCAUGAUAACAUUGAGGUUUAUACAAAAUGGGUGCAAGAUUUGAAUUUGCAAAACAACUUCUCUGGUAUAUGAAGAUUCGUGAAGCUUUCCCUACAAAGGCAAUUUAUGGCUUAUCUGACGUCGUCGUUGAUCGGUAGCCGAUCAGUAGACGGCGCGUCCCCUUUUGCAACCUGAGUCAGUUGGCCAUCGAGGAACGCUCCUGCCUCAACUCAAGGUUACGCCAUGUCGACUCAGAUCGGGAAUAUUCUGCAUCAGAGGAAUGACCGCGGAUCUACCUCCAUUUUAGAUCGUUGCUUAUUAGUAAGCAUGCGACAGCCUCAGUGGUAUGCAAACUAUCAGCUAGAAAGCAACUCGAAAGUGUGCUAAAUAUCGUCCUGCAGUCAGGGUGUCCCCAUGCACGCUACUCUCAUGUAACCAAUUAUGAUUGAGGUUAUACAGGCCUCGAACACUUGGGGGAAAUUGCAAGCUACCCAGUGACUGCUUUUAUUUCGGACGUGAUUGGCUAAUAACUGCCGGUAAACUUCUCAAUCAGCGACGAGCAUGUUAGAGCUCUUAAAUUUGCCUAUUUCAUGAGAGCCGGCCGCGCAUUCUUACCAAGGCAAUAUAUUCCACUUGAACGCACACUGGAAAUGCUUACCUCGCUUUUCCGAGCUGCCUUGUUUAUCAUAGAAUGUAGUACGGAGUCAGACAGUUUAAAAUUUGAUUUCUCGAUCAGUAGAUUCAACCGCGCAUGGCCAGAGGAGCAAUUGAUGUGGGAACAGAACUGACCCCACAUGUGGCCGGAAAACAAAGGACGAUGAUCAUGACAAAACUGAAGCAAGUGAUGAGUAGGGAGAACGGCUGUCAAUCCGCGACUAUCUGCGCUACAUACAUAACAAGGCGCGCAAAUGGAGUCUAGUAGUAAGACAUCGUCGGGCCUUGACGAGAAAAGUCACCUUGCGAGGCUACACCCGAAAUAAACCUACGUCACAGAACGUCAUUGCCUAUUUUGACAUGGCACCUGGGAACGGUCUUUUCACUACGCGAGUCCGGCGUGUUAUACAGCUUUCGCCAUGAAAAACGAAACCCUUUGAUGGAUCCAAUGUGCAUACUCCAAAGCAGCCAAAUUAUCCUGCUUAUCUAAUGUUAAAGAUCAGUUGGUUUCUGAACUCAUAUGCUAUAACACGGCUAGUAGAAAGUAGUGAACACGGACAAAAAUUGUGGUUUUCGGCCUCAUAUCUGAUUCUCAAGAGUUGAGACGCUGGCUGGCGUGAUGAUUGCUCGGCCAUCUGGCUCACCGGCUUGCGCGCUCCCCGAGUGGUCAAUUACUUUGGCCAGCCUAUGCCUCUAUACGGAAUAUGAAGUGGGGAUGUCGUUACACUUGUUGAUCGACCGAGGUCUCGUGAACCAUGACUCAAGCAACUCGCGGCUCACGCGAUUAUCCCCUCUCACGAUAAUUUUGGCCUCAUCCAACACGGGUGAUAAUAUUUCGGCAAUUAAUAACUUGCAUGCCGGCCAUCAAGCAAUUAGCACACCAGCGGGCAACAAUCCUUGAUGAAAGGGAGCGUAGUUAAUUGCUAUAGGUAUGCGGUAGCAUAGCGACUGCAUCCUAUAAAUACUGCAACUUCCUGUGCACGAGUCACCCAUUUCUGCCACUGUCUCUGAUGAUGGAUUCAAGUGAGAAUCCGAGACGUCAGGCGAAUAAAGCCCUUGUUCCAGCGAUCGCUUCUUCUUCUUCUUCUUCUUCUUCUUCUGAUUAACUAGCUCCUGGAACUCGGAUCUCCGCUUGUAUCGGCAAUACGUUAAUAUCCCCAAAGUCAUUCUUUUUGAAUAGAACUAUCACAUUUGGAAUUUCGAUAUCUUCAUAUUUGCGAGAAAUCAGCAAAGUAUCUUUUCUCUUUGUAGCUUAACUUUAGUAACGGCCUGUGAUUUCUUAAAAACAUUAUUCACCACGGUGCUGGCUUCCCUAUUAUUUAUGAAUCUCCGCCUGCAAGAAUUUGUUUUUUCGCCAACAUGGUCUACCCUUUCCAUUUAUACCUCCAGAUGCAUGCAUCGCUCGGCGCCAUUGGUCGAAGGCCUACGGUAGAAAGAGAGGACUCGGCUUCGCUGUCCGAUUCCUUUGAGACACAGAAACAGGCGACCAAUGAAGAGGAUUAUAAGGAUUCAGUGGUGGGGUCGAACUAUGCAACCGAGCCUCUUCACUGGCUCUCCAUAGGGGAGCUAGUUGAGUGUCUGAAGGCAGUGGCGAAAAUCUGUGGAACAUCCCGCUGUCCAAGCACUGUAACAAAAGGACCAAAGGACCCGAGUUCGGUAGGUGGUACAAUUUACGUGCAUGCUAAGAGACUACCUCUUGCCCGCAUAAAUAUAAACAGCCUAUCCAUGUUGUGGCAGUGAACAGAUUAUACUCGUAAAGAAGUGGAAUUCUGCCGAAUCAUUAGUAGUCUACACCAGUAAUUGCCUUUAAACUUCAAUUUCAACUUCGUCACACUGAUUCGAAGAUCCCAUCAGUGAUUCAUUAAACACUCGAAAUACGACCUUCUUUGCAGCUGCGCAUAUCUUUCUGAGCAACUGUACAAACGAUUAAUCAUCCUCUAUAUCCUCUCGUAGCGAUGCCGGGGUUUCUGACAACUGACCCUCACAAGUGACGCUACUAUAUCUAUCUACGCGUGGGUUUUUUUUGCGCGUCCACGGCAUGAGCCAACUUGUUGCCUUAAAUGCUUGUCCUUAUAGUCUAAGGACGUAGAUGAUCGUUACUUUUCCUCUUAUUACUUACAUAAUGUCUUGUCUGGCACACAAACUUGGUUUCGGCUGACGCGAUUACUUUUCUACUUUACCAAUAACCGCAGAUACCACUUAUGGAAACUUUUGGGCUUCACGUUCAUCUCACAAUAAGUGGACUCGACUAAUUCUUAUAACUGAAAUUGAAAGAUGAGUUCCACUACACCUCGAUGCUGCUUUUCAAGUCUACCCGGCUGGCAGUUCGUUCUUGAUUUGCUUCACUAUGUUAGCCAUUAUUCAGGGUAGAGUGUCUAAGCCGGAAAAAUUUAAAGUAAAUGCGUGUCAUUACGCAAAAUAUGAUUAGAUCUCUGUAUGUGGGCCUAUUGAAGAGUGAUUUUAAUAACCGAAUACUGCAAUUCAAGUCGUUAGAAAGGAGUACAAAAAAUCCCAAGCACAAACAAUAAGGUUUAAAAAGGUGGGUUUUUGUUUACUUAAAUGAAAUCGUUCAGCUUUGUCCGUCGUGCAAAGUUCAUGUUUCUCUUCAUAUUUUUAGAAUUCCGGUUAGUCACAAGCGCUUCAGGAAAGGGAUUAAGAAGACGUGGCGAUUAAACAAACAUAGACAGAGUUUUCUUUCACUUAGUGAGAUAUUCUCGAGGUCAUUUGAUAAAAAUGAUCAUGUUUGCGACGCCCACUUGCGACAGUUAUCACCGGUUUUAAUAGAUUGUGAAUAAUUCAUAUUGGUCCAACUGUGAAAAAGUUAGCCCCUCGGUGGGAUUCGAACCCACAAUAACAAGGGGAAGGCUUUAGUGCAGCCAACGCUCUAGCCACAUGAGCUACAAGGCCCUACCAGCAGACAUGAGUUUAAUCAAAUUUGGGCCAAGUUACCCGCCCAGGUGGAUUUCAGACGUUGCGGUAGGUUGGGCGAGUAACGUGACCCAGGUGUGAUUAAAGUCCUGUCUCCCGGUGGAGCCUCGUAGCUCAGGUGGCUAGGGUGUUGGCUGUACCAAAGCCUUCCUCUUACUAUCUUGGGUUCGAAUCCCACCGAGGCGCUGAAUUUUUCACAGUUUUCACAAAUUUUACCGACUCCAUUGUCUACGUUAUAGCAAACGUCUGCGGCGCGUAUUUUGCCAUUGUACUGUAACCUCAGCGCGUUCGUUAGCCAUUUGGCUUUCUAGUCCCCAAAACCGAAAACGUCAACCGCAAAUACUUUCCAUCACUUACUUGACCACAUUUGUUCAUGCUCGAAAAGUUGAACACAGCGACCAUACCGCCAAUUAAGGCUGGAGUUUGGAGGGCUUCUGUCACGGACGAGGUCUUUCUCGGGUAGGCAGAGUGCGUUACCGAAAUAUCCGAGGCGUCUAUCCUUCAUGGUGUUGCAACUGGAGGUGUCUUUGGCCAGUGACAAAUUUUCACGGUGAAGUCACUGGCUGUCAGUCAAAGCCAUGAUAUUCUCAAAAUCCACCCAUGGUGAACGGCUCUGACAUUUUUUUAGCCAGCAUACACAAGGGUCGCAGAUGCAGGGCGUAGGGCAGGGCGACUGUAACCGUAGCCUCAUCCAGUUGAGUCUUCUUUCUGACCAGUCUCGUAACAAGACCAGACGCCCACAGAGGCAUCAGAUCAUGCCGUGCACAAGUUUUAUGCUGCCAUUUCUAUCUGGUAGACACUGAAGAACCAGGAGCAUUAGGGAACCGAGCCUUUGAAGUAAUCGCCCUCCCAUUCGAAACAAUUUUACGAAACGAGUUAUUUCAACGGCUUAGGACAGUUUUAAAUCCCGAAAGAUCCUAUCACCCGAGAACGUGCACAAAAUGCAAUCAUGUAACGGCAUGGAGCCAUGGCCGAAAACUAAAGUGCACUUCUUUGCAGUGGAAUCUGAACUCGUAGUUAGCGGGAAGCAGAUCAAUACGCUGGCUUUUUGAGUUGUCUUUUAGUUUUCGUACAUUUCGGUUCUACAAAGUGCAGCUCGUAGACUUCUUUCAGGCUGUGGCCAGGGAUUGGGGACAAUUGGUGGGUACUCUGCAAAUUUGCACUGGCAUCUGAUCGAGCCAAGUGGUGCAAAUUCUGUGAACUUGGAGGUCUUGUAUACGCAUUGAGUGGAUGUCGCCCGCCUCGGUUCUACGGGACAUAACUCUGGUGACUGCUGUAGGAGGUCAGUACUCUCGAUUCCGGCUAUUUAUGAAAAAAUCCGGUUAAGUCAAAAAUUUUCCGACGAAAUCCUACAUUGCAUUAAGUUUUACUUAUGAUUGUGUAAUGAGACUGCCCUGUUUCCCGUCGUCAACCAUUUAUUUGCAAACUGAGCGCAUUUACAGUUUUUGCAAUUAUGGCUCUUAGCACAAUUUCAAACAGGCUCUGGCCUUUAAUACAAAUUGUCGGGUGUUUCUGCUUUAUGCCCAUUAUGUGUUCUUUUCGCCCAACGUGCGUUACAGUGGUUUUCUGGAACACUUCGAAUGGCAACAUAAAGGUCAACCCUUAAUGGCAUGAAUACUAUGCGCUUGGUCGACCGAAAGUGAGAAGCAGCGACUAGAUUGUUUACUGACGCACUGCACAAACCGAAUGAUUCGCCGACUGUCCACUCUACCCGACUUUUGUUCAAGCAUUUGGAAUACAUUAGGAACUUAUUUUUCCCAACUGGUUUACUAAGGGAGGCCUCGUGGAGAGUGUCUUGAAAUUCAUUGAUGAGCUGAAGCCGUUAUAUUUUUAUCAUAGGGUUAGAACUGCACUGCGAAAUACAUGUACGUCCUCCUGAAUUCUAAGGCAAAGAGAUUUGGCGCUUGCAAAUUGCCGACUCACUUGCCGUUGUAUGCCGGCAAAAGUCGGGAGAUAUGAAAUCUGUUGGCUAGGAUUUAAAUUUUAGGAACUUCCGGUCUUUAAGUUGUGGCACGGCAGGCCAUAAACGAACAUCCCGGCUGCCGUCUUUUAUCCAUGACUCUCUCGCGAUCAAUGUUCACUCGUCGCUACUGUUCAGUUCUCCAGUCAGAUGUGAGCUGCCAGUGAGAAUUCCAAAUAACCGCUCAUACUGUCAACCAUAGCUAACUUUAUAAGCAAUUGCAGAUUUGGUAAUAAUGUUUUUUGAUUUUACGAACCUUGCCUUUCAGAUUGGAGGGAUUUUACCCCAGUGACACUAUUUCCUUUUCCUAAUCGAUGCGAAUUUUUCUGAAUUUUGUAAUGUACUGUGUUAAAAGUCAAUUAUUUACCAUUCACCCUGCAUGUUUGAACUUUACGCUUUGUUUUUUUUUAAAUUCUCGGACUAAAGAAAACCAUUCUAUCUAAAUGAAGUUUGUAUUGUAUGGCCGUUCUUUGCUUAUUGUGGACAUUUACUUUAUUUUUUCCUUUUUGCACAAGGGACUGGACUUCAUAUCUGUAAUCGUGUUCGGAUUGCUAAGCCUUCCUUUAAUAGUUUGCAGACAUUAAACUUGACGAAGCCCGAUAAACCCGGACGUGCAACAGAAAGUGAACCAGCCCGUUUACUAACACUAUUAUCAUCGGAAAAUGUGGAAACAUAGUAUAUACGAUUACUAAACAUAAGGACUAGGAAGCGUUUUGCAAAAUCACUCUAAAAAAGCCUUUUUAAAUGGCAAUGUGCGCAGGGGCAUAGAAAAGUUGCUGUUUAGACAAUGAACACGCUGCACAUGCUUUGGUUCUGAUUGUAUUUAUGUAUGUAUCCACUAUGAAUUCCUGCUUCUCCAUAACUCCACAGUUUUUGACGCCUGGAUCUACGAAUGGGAGAACUGUCGUAAAUGUGCUAACUCAUUAAAUAAUAGCGGAAAUUCUAAAAUGCGUUUUCGACUCGAAAAGAUUAGUUAAACAAGGUUGUAAUAUAAAUUAUCGUGUGGCAUAAUCCUAGGAUAUUUUAGUUACUUCGGGAUGCCGACUUUUGGAUGAACUUCUUUCCGGCCACCUGCAAAAACAGCACUCUGCAAAAAACGACUGCAUGAUUAGUAUAAAUUUUUCUCAUUGAUUUUAGAUGUCCUUAUGAAUUCAAACAUAUUUCAGAAAACAUGCAAAAAACACUCAUUUUACUUGCUUGGUAGAAAAUUAUGUCCUCGUUAAAUUUUAUAUUUAAGGGAUGGGUAUAAUUCUGCUUUAAAGGCUUUUCCAAUUUCCGAAUAAUUUUGAACCUUAUCUGCUGUUAAACGUGCAUUCAGGGUUUCCAAACUGCAAGCUGUAUAUUUUCCGUGCACGGGAAAUCAUACAUUUCCGCACGUUAUUAAGAGGAAACCAAAUGGGGUUCAUAAAAUUUAGCAGUGGAUUUGAGCCAUAUUGUAAACUUCGCAAGCAACACCAGUAAAUACAGAGACACGAUGCUUUAUGAACGGGCAUUUCACGGUCUUAAAAUUCUCAUAAUUAGAAAGAUUUUUAAGACCGAAUUAUGACCUUCCGUCAAAUAUGAAGCUUACUGAGGACGUAAUUUUCUGCCCAGCGAACAAAGUGGGUGUUUUGAGCAUGUUUUCUGAAAUAUGAUUGAGCUUAUAAGGCUAUCGGAAAUCAAUGAGAAAAAUUUCACUACUCAUAUGGUCAUUUUUUACAGAGUGCAAUUUUUGCAGGCGGCCGGAAAGAAGUUCAUACAAAAGUCGGCAUCCCGAAGUAACUGAAAUAUCUUAGGAAUAUGCUACACGAUAAUUAGUAUUACAACCCUACUUAACUAAUCUUUUCGAGUCGAAAACGCAUUUCAGAAUUUCGGUUAAUAUUUCAUGAGUUAGCACACCUACUGCAGUUGAGACCCCGUUUUUAUUCAAAUGGUCUGACUUCGUGAUGAAUGCAGUCCUAUAAUUAUAUAAAAAUACGUUGAAGUUAGUUCAUAGUUUUCUAAAUACGAAUAAUGCCUUGAAACAUGCUUGGUGUCGAAAAUUUCGAAAAGUCUGAUGAUCCAACUAGAUGAUGAUCUCGAAUUUUCAGCUCUGUCAUGGUUGGUUCAAGGACCAGCUCAGCAAACGUCUCACCUUGCUUGCAAUUAUCUAGUUAGCUAGUCUUUCUAAAACUCCUGACUUAAAACAGAACUUUCUUAGAUCUGGGCCGACUCAGAAUUGAACGUCAAAGCAAUGUCUUUCUUUGGUGAUUUGGCGAAUUGUCGGUCCCCUGGGAAAUUAGGAUGCACUUAUUUGACCGAAACAAUACUAGCAAAGCUGGCUGACAAAACCCCCUACUGCUUGCAAUAAGAUCCUGAGCUGCAAAUUUUCCUUGACGACGCUUGAUUUUUAUACCUUACCUCUAACAUGUCAAAGAGGAGAAACAGUACUUUACUUGCUCUUGCCAGGACCUAGUCUGCACUGGAAGAUAUGAAGAACUCUUUGUGGUCUCAGUUUACUUCCUCAAAACUUUUGUGCAUGCUUUUUCCACCUUUUCAAAUAGUUCUUUGUUAUUUAAAUAAUAUAAAUUUCAACCUUUUGUACUUUUAAAUUCGCCACAUCCUGAUUACACUGCAUGCUUACUUUAUGACUUAAAAUUUGCAGUGAAGAAAAUAAAAACCACGACUACUACGAAAUUCAGACAAAAACUGACGAACCACAGGUUUUGUGAGAUGUACUUUCCUAAAAGAUUGCAGCACAUAGUGUACUCGUUUAACGUCAGUGGGUUAACUGAGGAAAUUGGUGGCCGCUGGUUAUCGCUACCGCUUGCAUGUCUCUGGACAGGCUGAACCCCGAAGCCCGUCCUAUGCUACAACAUUAUGACUCUUAGCUUUUUCUUCUCAUGAGACAUACAAAUCCGGCUGAUAUUCUGAAGAAUCCAUUUAAAAAAGGGGUGUGGCAAUAGAAAUUAAUGUGUUAAAAUCGCAGAACAGGUGGGAGAUGGAAGUCCAGACGCGCGUUUCUUUGAUUUUGCGCGACUACAUGGCGCAGCUGCGAGAGUUAUGCCUUAUCCAUGGGUCCGCUUGCGUCCCCUCAGGGCUUGCUGGCAUGCACUUAAGUUUGCACUGUUGAGCCGUUUCAGCUUCCCUGCAAAUUUAUAUGUACACUCGGAGUUAAUUCCUCGGCGGGGACCUUCUCAGAUUCGAAUGAUGGUUAAUGAGAAUAGUUGAACAGAGAUCCAUCAGCUUCAGCGGAAUAACCGCGCGUUAUUCUCACUCGGUUGACAGGCUCCUCAAUGCGUCAGCAAUUUUAAACUUCAUACAUCGUCAGAAGUUUCCUGACAGUGUUUUUGUGAUAUUUUUCGACUUCGGAAGAUUUUAUCAGCAAAAUUAUCUGCCUACCAGGCUAAUUUACAAGUGCAAUUAGAUGCAUCUUUUAGAAUUGGUAUUCGUUUCUGUCUUCAGGAAACUAUCAUAUGACAAACCGGAAAUCCUCUAGGUCAAAAUAUUAAUCGGCGACUCUUCUGAAAACGCGUUUGUUAAUCUAGUCUAGGCACUUUCUCCCCAUUUAACCAGAAAAAACUUCUCCCUCUUUUUGUAGAGCCAGUCGACUACCUUCGUAUCCACGCUUUAAAUUCCGAUUUAAACUAAAGAGAACGUUUUGCAUUGAAAUGUUACAAAGCUUCAACUGGCCACUCGAUAUUUUCCAAACAGACGUCAUUAAAUCGAUUGCACUCAUUGUCUUUUUGAAAAAUCAACACUAAGGGACCGAUUCGUGGACUUGUGCGAUAGUUCUUUGCUGCAUCAAGCCAGUCACCCAUGGCCUGUUGGCUAAAUGUCAGUAACUUUUCGCAGAUUCAAUUUUUGCGUUCCCAUAGAGUCCUUUAGAUUAUUAUUUCCCGAAAAGUGCGAUUAAGCACUGCUGGAUGCGUAUAGUGUCUUGAAAGGGCAUACAAAGGCAUCGCUUCUACAUUCUGUGGUUGUAUGGCGCAACAAAUUUUCUUCUUCGAGAAACUCUACUCGUUUGCUUCAAAUGACAGAUCUCAUGAUGCUUUUGUUGAAAAGAGACCAUUCAACAAUUAUGAAAAAUAUUUUUGGUUUAACGGCUGCAAUAAAUUUACGUAUUACCAGUUUGUCGUCCAUCGCCUGUAAGUAAUGACCAUCCCGAAUGCAUACACUAAGUCAAUAAAUUGCACUUUACGUUUCUGCAGCUUACUGGUGAAGAAUCUCCCCGAGCAGUACACAUUUAAUUCUCAGAAGUCAAAAAAGCAACUUAUCUCUACGUAUAAUGUAUAAUGACAGCAUAAUGUAGUGAUUUGCUAAAUGCGCCUUGAUGCUUGCGGGGCGCACAAGGAUCUCUCAUACUUCGUUUUUCCCCAUAACACACUCUCGAAUUGCCUUUCUGGUUACCAAUUCGUCCACUUCACGCCCAUGCUCGUUUUGCACAUGACUGGUGACUGUCAUGUUUAUUUCUAUGUUCCACUCACUUGUGCUCAUAGGGAGCACUGAGCUGACAAGUAGCUUGCGUAGCAUCACGGGGUCAGAAACAGCAACAUUUAUUUUAGCAUGAGGCGCAAACUUGAGAAGAGAGUGUCACAACGACUCUCAUGCUGGGGAUUGAUCGUGAUGGCGACAAGCGCCUUUUCAUCGCGGGUAUGUUUCAUAAAAAGCCGUACAGCGUGUGGAUAAGUUGGGAGUGGGCAAAGUCUGUCCGGACGUUUCCUCCUCCUCCUCCUCCUCCUCCUCCUCGAACUUUUGCGUGGAAGAGCCAUGGAAAUUCAUCUGCACUGGCUAUUAUGCGUGCGUGCGUACUUCGUUUAGCUGCUUGCCUUUUCUCUGUAUUAUUUGACGGCCUGCUCGAAAGCUCUUUCAAGAAUUACUACUGACCUAUUAGUUUUUACGCGCAUAUUAUUCAGCUAAACUAUUGCUGACUGUUUUAGAAUCCUUUGGACAGCAGCACGACUCAUAAGCAAUAUUCUUUUCCUGUUAAAUUUGUCUUUUAUUGUUGUUGCCUACGUUAUUUGACUGAGUAGACUUGCCUUGGUCAUUUUUCAUGUGAACAAAGGGUCAAUCCCUUUAGGCUGGAGGGUAAACUGAGAUAAAGCGAUAAGAUGUUCGCUUUCCCGUGUGAGGUCAAGGCAGCGAAUUGAAUUAGCGCUAUACGGUUAUUAUGUGAAAUCAGGCAGUGUUUGGAUAGUCUUUUCUGCACAUAAGCUAAAUGUUUUCAAGCAAAACACCAUUAUAUCCUCUAUUCGCUUGCUUAAGGGGCUAACAUUAAGUUACUACAUGAGACUCCUGGAAAAUUGCUUGUUUCAUGCCGUUCUCAACUUAUGUCCCCUAACUGUUAUGAUAAGAUGCUUGCCGAAAAACUUUGGAUUACCAAGGAAAAACGGCUUAAUGAUAUUACAGCAGGCAUAAUUCGAGAACAAUAUAUUUGCAGGUUUUGACGACCAAUUUAUUAAAAAGUGAAAUGCUCAUUUUACGAGAAGUCGAGUAACACGAGGUGAUUUCUAAUAAGAACCUUUUAUUGAGCAGAAUGAAAAGCUAACUAAACAAACUAGAAGCUCCAAAGUUAAGAUAUCGCGGACCACAUCGAACCGACAGUGAUUCAUUUCUGACGAGUGAUAACCCGAAAUUUACACCAACUUUCAUUUUUUAAUGGGAGCCCCACAAACAUAAAUAACAGUAUCUUUUUUACCAGUUUGUCUUCAAAAACUUUGCAAAGGGGUGCUGUGCGGCGUUGGAGAGUAAGCACCAGUUUGAAGCUGCAGUCCAUUCAGCAGAACCGAACCACAUUUUCGCUCUGAGACAUCGUGUGCUCUGUGUAUGCACUGAUUGGCCGAAAUUGUUUUCCCGUCAAGACUCAACUAGUCGGUGCAACGCACUCCUGGCUUAUCAGACUCUACAACUCCCUGCUGUUAAUGCGAUUUUCGGCGAGAUGGCCUCACAGCCAAACCACACGGACAAAAGUAGCAAUUUAGAUUCUGCGGCUGUUAUCGCGCUGGUUGGCAGCCACGACUGGGAGAGCUGGAUGGUCUUGCAGCAGGAACGCGGCUACUUUGCGCGAUUAACCGUAAAGCCAAGAUACGAAAAGCCUGACUACCAGUCACCCCGUCGGUUGGACAUAAGAGAAAAUUUUAGGAAGAUUGAUCAUAUUAACGAGAAAGGUAGUAUCAGUCUCUUUGCCUUUUGGUUUAUUCUACGUUAGGUAAAUAUACUAGCUUGUAAAUCCCAGGUUAGGUAAAACGUUUAUCAGAUGAGUAGUUGUUUCGGACAAGUUGCUCCUUUCAGACAUUCAUAAAACUCACAUUGUUUGAUACUUCUUAAAAUAAAAAACAAACAAAUUAAUCGGAAUCCUUAACAUAUGCUGUCUAUAAAGAAAGCAUUGGUGAGAGCGACUUAAAGAAUGCCUAAGUUGCGGUUUAAAAGCGAUAUGAAAAGGGGAGCUAGAGGAGCGUACAGAAGGUGAUGACUGUCUUGUUGGGUUAUAUUUAUAUUAGACGUCGUGGCAUGCAAUAUUUUCUCUGUUGGUUCCAAGUGACAGGUCUAUAUUCUGCCAGUGAUUUUUUCUUUGUUAUAUUCUUUCUCUCUCUCUCUCUCUCUCUCUCUCUCUCUCUCUCUCGAAUUACUGAUAUUCUUGACGGAAUUUCAGCCCAUUUUUUAAACUCCUGAUUGUUUCAAAGAAUUCAUUCGAUUAAUAUUUUUGAAGAGGAAUGCGCUUGCUAUGCAGUUUUAGAUGUUACUUAUUUUGUACCGGCUUGUGUUUUUUUGUCGAUGAAUGACAGUUGUUUCAUUGCUUUGCCUUGUUCUGUUAGAGCGUGGACGGCGGUUUGGUAGGAGCUUCGAGGAUUUCAGUUUGUCCCUCACAUGGCUUUCGCUGUCGAAGUCUCCGAACGUUCAUCCACUCGGCCAAGCGUGUCCUUUGGUGGCAUGCAAAAAACGUUCGCACCGAAACUGUCUUCUCUAAUUUUGUUGAGCUCUCCAAUACGGUUGACAAAGUCACCGAAGAGGAAUAUGAGAAAGUCUAUUACACGGAGGCUGCCGGUGGGCAUACACUCCAUGAGGAUAACAUUCUCACGAGCAUGUCCGGCCCGGUCCGAACGUUUUCAAUAGUUACAGGUGAAAAAACCAGAAUAAGCUGCGUUCGCAACAUCUGUGAAGGUCUAAGGCAAGGAAUUUCUCUGAUUUCACGAACUCAUGCUUUGUUACAAAAGGAACUUGGGUGUUGGGUGGAUCCAGACGCCUCUGCCAAAGACCCCUUCCAACAACAUGUUCAAUCCCUUCUGCUGAUGGCCGUCUUGAUGGCUGCCAGCCAUUUGGUAAACGCAGGCCUCUUUCUACUUACUCAGUCUGAACUUACGACAUAUACGCACAAUGAUCUCUGGGAGAUCACACGGGGAAUGGAGGAACUCAGUAUGCUUGACGAGAUAGUUCAGGAACAAAUGGAUACGCAGAGGCAGCAAGAAAUUCGUCAUCUUCUUUUUUGCCGUUCUAGUCGAGGCGAUGCAGUCCGCUGUGACAGCAGUGUACUUUACAGCUCUCUUUCAAGGGCUGGUCUGUUGGCCGACCCUGUUGACAAACUACGGCCGGCCUCUGUAGGUCAUAUUAUCUACCUCCUCGCCAAAUAUCGAUCUCAAGUACUUUCACGCUAUCUCUCCUACCUGAUUCUGCAGCCGCCGCGGCAUGGGCCUCCGGAGGAAAGUGUCUGCUCAAUUGUAGCCCGGGAAAGUGUACGAUGCGAAUAUGAGUUCUGUUCGAACUUUCUAGACGUAACUUCUCAGUCUACGGAGCUCCUACGGAAUUUGCGUCGGUUGCAGCAAGUUUCUACACCUUCAACCGUCGAAAAGGGCAGUCCUAAUGUGCGAAGUAUUCUUUGCACUCACUCGAAAAGUCGGAAGAAGUCCAUAUCGGAACCCCAGGAUGAGAUCUCUAAUGCUCCAUCUGGGCAGCAAAGUAUAUCUAAUGAAGCUAGUCAUAUCGCCACUGCUGUCAAACUCUCUCACCUUCGAGAACCGUCUGCGUCUGGCUCUCAUGCUGUGGCCGGUGGGAAGUGUGUGGCUUUUUCAAAAACAGAAUCAAUGGACAACUUCAUCUCCUCGUUUAUGCCAGUACCUCUAACAGCCAAUACGAAGGGCACCCAAGAGACCUCCAGAACACCAAUAUCACGACCAGCAUUCCAAACUGGUUCCCACAUGCAGCUUGACGACAAACCGACUGGAAUGACUGCUGGCAGAAGAAGGUUAAUUCAGUGGAGUGACUACUGUGAAGUAUCGUUACGGCAUCAGGUGGUAGGCCGCUAUCUUCAGUUGGUUUGGACGGGUGCUAGCAGUCAGUUUGACGCCAACUUCCAGAUCGUGUACCCCUCCGUAAAAUGCAGGUGGCCGACGGAAGAAGACUUCUCAAACUUGUCAUCUGGAAAACCCUGCGAACUAGCUUUGAGCUCACGGAAGGCGUGGCCACUACUCUCAACUAGCGGAAUUGUGGAGAUGUCGGGCAGCUUGAGAAGUCUCAAAGAUAUUGGUUGGUAAACCGUCUUUUUACGUGUGUCUAUGGCUCAUGUCAUAAGUCAAAUUUCUGCUUAUGACAGACUGUGAAAUGAGGAAGCAUACACAGCUAGAAGACAUUCUCCGUCAGAUGCCAAGAGGUUUUUCUUUUUUCCCGUGAUUUGCUAUAGAAAAAAAUGUCCUAGUUAUGAUACUACAUUAAGGUCUGAUGAAGUAAGUUGCAUAACGUAAUCGUGAAUACACUUCAUGCACUGGUCGUUCUUUUCUUAUUACGACCGGGCAAUUGCACUUAUUUUGAAUUGUCCUGUAAGCUUUCAGAAUACACCUACCAUGAGUGCUAGAGACAGUUCGUGCUAUUUUUGCCUCAUAGUAUGCGUUAAAGUUUUGUAAAAUUAUCCUCCUCCUCACAAGCUUAAGCGAUCAUUGAAACCAUGUUCCUGGGACAGACGGAACUGCUAACUACCAGUGAUGAUAAUUUUACUUCGACUUUCAAUGUUAUUUAAAAGUUAAAUUUUAAUAGACUGAGACCUCUUCUAAAGCGUGUCCUUAGAGACGUCAGUUUGUAGCGCUUCACGUAAGAGGCCGAACAUUACAAUUAAGUUGAACAGACAGUUGUGCACUGGCCUGUCCAUCUCGUCUGUUGACUCCUGCUCUGACUGUCUUUGUAAAAUUAAGGAAAGUCAAAUGAGUAUUAAUUAUUGCAGCUGACUGCAUGACUUGUAGCCCGCCACUAGCACUUAAUUGCUCUCUGAUGCCUUUUGAUGCCUUUGUGGCGUCCGUUCAUCCACUGAACGAAUCAAAUUCUGCAUUUGGUUGGUGUCUGCUUUUGUCGAAAAAAUACAUUUUGACAGUGCACGUAGCGGCGUUUAGAAGAUCAGUUUUUCUAGUCCUUUUUCCUUUACUUUGAUUAACUUGGAGAGAAUUUGACAGCCCAUUAUGUGUGUGCUCCAGCUGUGCCCUCAAUAAAUAGGCAUCUUUCGGAUUUUGCCUUAUGAACGAGCCGACUAUCAACUUUUAAUCAGGGCACCUGUUUUUAUGCCUUUUCACCGGCAGCAUUAUACCAAAGGCGGGCUUUGAAAGGUACACAUCUCGCGUUACCGUAAUCAUCAAAACAGAUAAAUAGCAGUGCUGCAGAUGACUUUGAAAACUAAGAGUUUUUUUGAAAUAUUAAAUGUGUUUUAGAGUUGUUGGCAAAUAUAAGGGGACCUAAAAUUAGCCGAGUCUCUAUAAAAAGUAAAAAAAACUUUUAGGUUUCAUUUUUAUUCAAUUAAUCGUAUGCCUUUCAUUACUCGUGUAUUUUUGGGCAUUUUGGAGUAAUUGCAAAUAUUCUUUUCGUUGGAGUAAGCCAGAUUUAGCAAAAAGAGUAGAUAAGGUCCGCAUUUGACUUCAAUAUAUUAUAGCUCUGGAAUUGAAGAUGCACAAAAGAUUUGAACAAAUACUAACCUUAACACAACUUUGACUGCGACUGGUUGUUAAAGCAAAACUUGCUAGUAAAAAUAUCACAUCUUCUGCCUAAUCUGUCUAGCGGAAAAUAGUCUGGUUUGACCCGCUACAGAGUGAUACCUCUUCCUUUGACUUUUGUUUAUUGGAGCUCGGAUCGGAUGCUCAAAGCUGUGAUAACGCCUAUCCAUUGUAAUAUUCUGUCUUUACUCCAAUGCCUAAAACUCUAUAUAAUAGCGAAUCGUCCUCACUGUAAUUUUCCAUAUCAAUACUGACAUUUGUAGAUGCUUAUCGAAUGUCGACGCGCCUUAUGAAUAUUAUUACUGUCUGUCGUUUGGCCGUCACGCGAACAAAAUUUGCAAGAGCGAUUCUGUAGAAUAUUGACCAUUAAUUGUAUAUGAGGGAGCAUUCAGUGUCUGAAAAUACUUUUGUAAUAUUUGCUUUAUUUAGAAUGGUCUAGUUUGUUUCGAAAUGCGUUAUAUAAACUUGAUCAUUCAGUAUUCAAAACAACAGAGAAUCUCACAUAGGCAGAGUCUUAGUAUAGCAAAUCUACAAGAACGGAGAUAUUGUGCAUUUUUACGGUCAGUUUUCCUAAUAUGGGUUCGCAGAGCCUGUCAUGUUAGGCUUCGCUGCUUGUUGGGAAUACUAUUUAGAAAAAACUGUGACAAGCGACCCAGUCUCGCAUGCGAUGUGUAGUUUUCUAGUUCCGCAAGACGGGCAAGUUUUGGGUUUUCCGACCUCUUCCGAUAGCAUUAACGCAAAUUCGGAUUAGCUGUUGGACAGUGUCAAAACAGAUUGCAAUUUUGUAGAGUUGUUUGACAGUAGGUUUAAGAGGCAAGGACGUCCUUUCUCCGAACUAUCCCUUUUGCAUGUUUUUUGAAAUGAACGUGGUAUAAAACAUCGGGUCUCCUCAGAAGAGUUAUGUCCUUGCUUUUUUCAUACUGGGCUUUGGUGAUAACAACAAAUCGAUAUUAUAAUGCUUCCUCCUGAAGUUAAAAUGUUGCACAAGACCAGCUCCGUUUAUUGGAUUUAUGGUCAAGACUUGUUUCCUUCUGUUUUUUCUAAAUUAUAAUAUUCGCUGCGGUGUCUGAAAAUUUUUAUUUAUAUAAGAAACAAUCCCUGUUAAUUCACUAAAUCGGACUAGCGGAUAACUACCUGCAAGUGACGGUUUCUCACAACAGAAAAGGCAGAAAGGAUCGGAACCGCUGUAUUUAUUUUUUCCGAAAACAAGAUACUCGCGUAUUGAAUCAAGGCUGUGGACUGACUCCCGAAUGCGGCACUUUUUGCUUCAGUCUCCUUGCGUUUUUAUACAUGCGGAAGAUGAGUACGCGAAUUUUAGGUUCAACAGAAACGUGUGUGAAGUCGUAAACAAGAACUUUGUCAAUAGUUCACCCGCCAAAGUAUCUGGAUUUUCGAUGUCUGAUAUUUAAUUACUCGCAGUUCUGGUUCUGUAAGACGAGCAGAAAUUUAAAUCCUUCGGCACAUUAACGCAAAUAAGGGCAACUAUUAGGCACCGUCAAAGCAUCACAUUUACGUCAUAAGUUUUGCUACGACGUAGACUGUUUGUUGCAUACUCUGUAUGUUUCGGAAAUUUUUUUGCAGAUUAUCAGACGGAUGUAUUUGAAACCUGUAUUUUUACGCACAAUGAAAUGUAACCUGAAUUUUCCUUUUCAAAUGUUAAGUCAAAUACAUACCCCACUCCUAACAUCCACAAAAUGACCUAGUUAGAUAUAACAUUUUUGCCUGAUUUUUAAUGCUUAUUUAUUAUUUGGCGAGGGAAUAUCAAUCCAACUUGAGUCUUCGUGAAGUCCCUUUCGUACUGUAUCAAAUGUUAUGUUGACGCUCAAGCUCUAACGCUCACGUGCACAGAUGCUGGUAGACCAUUCGUAAAAAGGGCUGUUUCAUGUGAAAUACUUCAUAUUCGGCACUUGUCUCCCAUAACAGAUUUGUAUACAAAUUAUGCGCUGCGGUAAACAGUAUUCUUUUUUGCAAAAAUGACAAGUUGCACACGGACUGCAAUUUUAGAGAGUGGUUCACACUUGAGGGUAAAAUCUCCGACCCUCAUCGUUAAUUUGCUUUAUGGCCGAACUGCCGAUUGGAAAGUGCAGUAAAUGCUAGUGACCAAUAUAUACGUAUAUAAUUUUCAAGUGCGGUUUUGAACGGGAGUCUUUGGGAUAACUAGAAACGGACAUGAUUAUUUAUCCGUUUGCAAGGGGCGAGCACAAGCAGCAUCUGCAGUGGCAUAUGCGAGUAGAUGCAAAUUCGAAAGCAAUCCUUCGUAAAAUAAAUGGUCGAACCAAAACCCAAACAGCAUACUAGUUUUGGAUACAAUUCGAAAGACGCUUAAUACAGUACGUAUCUUGGUAAAUCGUGAAUUUGUUUUAUCUUAUUUUCAUAUCAGUUGCUUGAGAUAUGUGUUUUUCCUAUUUGCAAGUAAAUUAAAAUAUAUUGCACUUUGUAUCUUCUGCCGAAAACAGAAAGUCCACGUGGCCGCCUAUGGCGGGCGCCAACGCCAAUAUUUCCCUAUUGUAGGGGACGAACUGGAAAUAACUUCGGAUAAGGCAGGAUACAGAUUGUGACAUGGUUGCGAGUGGCAUUAUUUCCUAGCUAGAGCGUUCAUGACAUAUUGUUUCACUACGCAGUAUAGUUAACUUCAUCUACUGGCUUAGCUGUUCUGGCCGCUCCGCGUGCUAUUCCAAUGAAAUUUUCCAUCCCACCGCAAGCACGGCUUCUGUGCGCAAACCAUUCCCAAUUACAGUAGCUAGCGACGCUAAGAAAUGUGAGCUGCUAAAUAACACUUUAGCAGUAAAUCCGUAUGUCCACAGCGCGAGUAAUGGGUGCAUUUCUCCAGUCCUGAGUCUACGUUUGGUAGCUGAAAAGUACGUCAUGAAAGACUUGUUGCCAAAAUUAGCGAUGUCUGCAUCAGAUAGAGUAGCAAUCUGCGUUCCGUUUUGAAGGUUACAAUCAGAAAUGUCUGACUUCUUAGGAGCCACUCCCUCUCUCUCUUUCCCCUUGUCCUCAAUUCCUUCUCUUCCCUGCAGUGGUUUCGCACUAGCUUACCAGACUUUAAAGUAAUUGGACAAUUGUUGCGCACUCUCUUCUCAGAGCCCCACUUGUAUUCAUACUGAUUGAUACUUUAUUCGCGCCUAAUACAUAACUAUGUGCUGUACAUUGUCUUUUAUAUAUGUUGGAGCAUAAAUCCCAGCGCGCACUUUUACUCGAUUUGCGCUGAAACACAGCCAAUAAGAACCAUGCACUAUCGAAAUAUGGUCAGCGCCAAAGCGCUAGGCCUUUUCAGCCCAAGUCUUGGUCAUUGUUGGUCACUGUUGAAAUUUCCUCUGCAAGUGGAUAAAAUGUUUUGACAAUUACAUGAACCCUGCCUUUUAAUCCAUGUCCCAAUGUGUGGCUUAGAUGUUAGGUGUUUCUAACAUAAGUUAAUUUAAUGCUGAAGCGAUCCUUCCUUUUAGUAUUGAAGACUUAAAUAUCAAUACAAUUAAAAGGCUAAAAUAUUGUGUAAGGUAUGGUCGCUCAGACAUCGUGUUUUUUUUAUUAAAAGACUCUCGGAAUCUGGGACAAAUAUUUAACGGUUCUGUCAUUUUAAGGAUCAUCCUCAUAAAACGUUCCUACAGUGAUUAUUUUGCUGAUAGAAGCGAACAGACGAGUUCCAGGAAGGACUUCAGAAGACGAAGAUGCGAAGAUUCAGUGAUCGCAUCUUCGUCUUCUGAAUGGUUAUUUGGAUAAAUGGAGGAAAGCACUUUUUGAGAUGCAAACGGAUUUAAACAUAAGACCUUACUACUUACUGCAGACGCAAUUUCGGGGACAAGCUAUUGUUAAGAAAUUCAUGCACUGAUUUCCAAAAUAUUAGUUAAGGAGCAAAAAGCAUGCCAAGUCUUUGCAGUACAUUCACAGCUUUGAGCAGUGUAAAAAGUUUAGAAAUUUCUUCCCCCCUCUUGUUAGGGUUUGUACAGCUGCUCGUGAUCUUCGUCUCACCUAAUAGAUGACAAUUCAAUUAUCUGCAAGCGGGGGGAUACCUAUAGUCCAGGUGUAGCUUUUGCAAUAACAGAAGGUUCGAACGACGUUUGAUGACUGAAAACGGCUCGUAGCUGUGCAAAUUAUCUUCCUUGACAUAUAUCGCACCCACUAUUUAUUCUUGUAUAGCACAUUGUGUUCUGUAUAAUUUUUAAUCCAGAAGGAAAUUACCGCACGGAAUUUAAUCUAUUUUUUUCACAAGCGUGGUUGUUAGCAAAAUGUGCUUUUCCGGCCAAUAGCGAAAUUCGGACAGCACUUUUAGUUAUCGAAAAUCUCUGACCAAUACAUGUAGUCCAUCGAGGUAUUUUCGAAGUCCUAAGUGUUUUGCCCACAUCAGUGGAUUGAAUGCGACUAGCGGAUAUCACAUUUUGACCCCAAACAGAGAUUUCUUACGAAACAAUUUUUGGUUUUUAGGUUAACGUUGUGUCAACCAAAGCUCCAGAAGUCAAUAUAGCAUAGACAGUCUUAAAUGCAAAAAAUGGAUAUUUUACUUCCUGCAUUCUGGUCCUUGUCAUGCUAUUGCCAAGCGGCUCUGCCGAGGAAUUGUUGAAACUAGCGACUUCGCAGCUGCAGGCCUUGGAGACAUAUAACCAUUCGCAAUUAUGUAUGGGGCUCAUGCAACUUUAUUACCGGGCAUUUAAAUAGUAGAACACUUGCAGCCCGCUAAUUACAACAAACUGGGACUAGGUAAGCCACUAAAGUAGACGAAAUGUGAUAGCGGAGGGACGCUCACCGUUCUCGCUACGAAACUCACUCGUCUCAUUGUGCUUUGGAGCCCCCACUCGAGUCCCGAAAGCAACCGCACAGCGGCGUGGUAUAUAGGCAGAAUAGUUUUACCGACAAAGACAAGGGGGAUUGGAAUGGCCAUUUUGACUUAUUAGCCGUCGUCAACCAGUCAUGCCCAACCCUAAAGUGUGGAACACCCGGGGCUCUAUCACGAGACUUAUUGGUUAGAAGUCCUUCUACCAUUGUAUAUAUCCGAUCGCAAACGACAGGAAAACCAACAGGUCGCGGGAUCGAUCCCAGGCGUUCCACACCUCGGGGUUCUGUAUGACCAUCUGGUUCCGGCUGAUAAGUCAGAAAUGACCACCCCAGUCUCCCCCAUCUUUGUUAGUAAUGCUUUUUUAAAAGAUAUGUCUGUCAGUCGGUUUAAAUACGAUUUUUUGUCUAAAAUGUGACACCUAUAGUUUUUCCCUUCGACCUUCGCUAAUUUUACCUAAUCAGUUGGCUUUUUUGUGCAGAAAAACUUCCCGGUAGCUUGAGGCGCGGUUUGCUGCGUCAGGCAGAUCUCCUUCAGUCGGCUGCCCACCUCCUUUCCUGGGAUACAUGUGAGCUUUCCGUUGCUAUACGUUGUUACUUUUUUUAAUAAAUAACUCGAUGCCUUUGCGCAAAAAAUCUGAGUACACAGCUGUGCGCAAAGCCUAAUUUCCUUUAUAACUGGGGCCGUUUUUCGCUCAAAUACCCAAAAACCUACCGAUUUUAAAAAUUAUGCACUUGAGGCUUAAGCAUUGAAGAAUAUUGCUAUUGCGAUAAGUCGUUCUUUAGCAUACGCCCAGGAUCAUUAAAAAACUAUAAGGAGAUGUGGAAUAAGAUCAGGCUACAACCUGUCGGAACAAGGACACUCAGCCUAAAGUCCCCUUCAGCAGACACACGGACGACGUGCCCAGUCGAAACCAUCAAUUUCUACUAUAAUCAUCAAGUUGGGACAAAAUUAGUCACUUGAAAACUCUAGAGUUGAGUACAUACGGUGCGGAAUCCAAUAAUUGAAAGAGAACCAGGCUGAGUGCCCGCAUCAGCGACCCCAAGAUAACAGCUGCCAGCACGUUGUCACCCCAAGAUAGUUGCAAUCUUACCAUCCGUAAACUAAAAUACCAUUAAGAUAGAUUGCAAUAUAAAAUGGGCCAUAGAUUAAAUGGAAGUACUGUAAACACGACGUCGAACAUCGAUCAGUUUUCAUAGACUGUAAUUCCGUUGGGCUGAUCAGAAGCCAGCUAGAUCUGGGACAUUGAUUUGUGUUUUCUACCGGACUGCCCAUUUAAAGUGAAAGAUAAUCAACCUGCGUCAGACACUAUUAUUGUGAUUUACUGCAAAAAAAAAACAGACAAGCCGGAUGCAAGGGCAUAUGUGACGCAAUUUAGGUACAUGAAUUGGAUCUGAAUACAUGAACGCGUGUCCUGAGCCAUUUCCAUAUACCAAAUUCUAUUUAAUCAGACUCCUGGGAACUGGACAAACCCAAAGUGGCCUAGUGCAGUCGGAGUUCAUGCCGCCAUUUUAAGAAGGCCAAACAGACCAUAUCAAUGCGUUGUUUCACUAUCAGGCCUCCAGUAUUCAAACUUAUUGGGCACCCUGUUCGUCAUAUUAUUUUUUAGUGUUGCCUUAACUUGCAGUGGUUGGACUGUGUCCGCCAUAAAGAUUCUUAAGUGCCAGUAAUAAUGUCUUGACUGCUCGGACCCACGGAAACUGUCGAAACUUAUGAAACAUUGGUGGAAAUAUUCACCGUUUAAACUAGACCACAAGGCCACUUAGAGAGGAAUACCUUCCAAAGUCAAUAAAUUGGCCUCUGGUCAAGCAGCUUCCCAGCGACUUCUGCAAUUUUCACUCGGACAUAAAUAAUUGUUUCACUUUGGAGGAAUUGCAUAAGUUCACAAAUAUAUCCCAGGCAAUAAGUAAAAAUCAAUUUCUUAUUCCCAUCUUGGAAGAAAGUCUGCCUUCUCGCAAUGUGACAUUUGGCAAAACGGCACAUUUUGGUCCUUAUUGUGGGACUUUUCGAGAGUGACACGACUUUUCGCAAAGUUUCCUAUCGGCAGACUUAUUAAUGCCGUAUUUAAAAUGCAGAACAUAAGUCAUAUAUACUUGUUUAUUUUAGGAGUAUUAGGAAGGAUCUUCGAAGAUGCAUAAUGUUGCCUGUGAUUGCGGUUUAAAUGAACUCCUAAUAUCUAACCAUAAGAACGGCCGAAAACCCACCCCGUCUUUGACUAGAUACAGUCGUCAGUAAACGGCUUAAGCCGAUAUGUGUACUCCUGCUACAAGUGUACAGUUUGAUCAACUAAGUGCAACAUCGCCGUUUUGCAAAUCUUCUAGAAAUUAUUAUUGAAAUCGGACAAACGACUGAAGUCAGAAAAAAGACCGGACACUGAUAUAGGUUUUUUAGUAGUUGGCACAGGGUGUUUGGACGAUGUUUAUCCAUAACAAGGUAUGCUAUUGGGUUUUAGUGAAUUUUUUUUAAUUAGGUCAAAUGGUAACUAGUUUUAGAAAUUUGCUUUUUUAAUCUUCCCUAUUCGAAUGGAUACUUAAAGAGUUCGGUCAGUUUUUCAUAGCAUUCCGCGCCUUAUGUAUGAUUUCUCAGUCAACGACACCUGCGCCAACACAGGCGCUGCUUGGUCCCUGAUAACUUUGUUGCCAAUAUUUCCCAUCGGUAUCCUAUUCCUCGCCGCCAUUGUUACUGUGGCGUGCUCUUCUCCUGAAGUUGAGCAUGCUUGUUGUAAGUGAGGAUGUAUUGUUCGCUAAACUUCAGGAAACCGAACAACCGAAAUUUUUAACUCCAAAGAAGACUGCUUAUUAAGGUGAAUUGUCGCAGUCGAGAAUCCUCACCCAGUUAACUUUGAGUGUGUGCUCUUCCCAUACCAGCCUGGGAAGCUGGAUGUGCACUUGCUGUGUUUCGGUUCUGCAACUCAGUCAAAGUUUUAGAUUCGGCGCGCUGACGUCACCGUUUUGAUCGAUAAUUCUAAUCCUGCCGAGGACUUCAGGUGUGUUCGACACUCUCAUAGUAUAAGAAUCCAGUCCACAGUGGGACUGGGCAGAAAAUUAAAUUCUGUCCUGCGACGAAAUUACAAUUUCACGAAUAACGGUGUUGAAAAACUUGUACCAGAGAACUUAUAUAAGAUUAUGAAACUACAUAAUCUACUGGGUGCCUAUUCCUGCUCUGGACAUGCAGGUCGACGAACGGUUAAUCUUUUAUGUAUGAGUUGCUGUCUUGUUUAAUUGCAAGAAAAUGAAAGGGUGAACUUGAAAUAAAUCUCCUAGAACGGAGCUCAAAGGUUUAUCUAUGAAUAUUCGAGCUGAAAUCCACUGGCUGCCGUGGGCUAUCCGCGUAAUAUUCACAAAUUGACAACACGCAGCCAUUAGUAUACAAAUACUAAGUGGUCUACCAUAUAUGACCUUGGAACAAACUAUAAAUUCGCAUGUCCACAUCUGCCUCUUCUAAGGAGUUUCAAGUCCUAACCAGUAUCGGGUGAUCCACGAGUUGACGCGGUUAUUGGAACAGCAGGGCAUUCACAAAUGCCGUCAAUGCUUUUAAAUAUAAGGAAUACUUAAGUGUCUAACAGAAUGGGGUAACAACUAAAAUAAAUUUGUAGGCGGCCGUAUAUUGCCGUGGAGUUAAACACAUUCUCGUCCGCCUCGGUAAGGUACGCGGAAAAAAUAACGCCAACUUAAGUAAUAUGUUUUUUAACUUGAUUUAUCUUGUGCACAUUAGUCCAAUCAUGUCUUAUAAAAUACGUGCACAAAUAAAUAAACGAAUAGAAGCAUUUUGGGUCAAAUUACACAAUUAUCAUUGUGGCGUUUCUAGUAAACUAUCGUUUCACUUUUCAACAAAGUUGCGUUUGCGAAGCUUUUGAACUUGUCGCAAUUGCUCAUUUUUAUCGACGAUGUUUACAAAGGAUAUAAUAUAAAAGCUGCUUACGGAAAUACUAUUUAGAGAGCAAGCUUUUGCGCUUUCGAGACGUGAGAAUGCAGAUGACAUUGUUCUUAAAUGUGUGUGUAACCCGCAAUAAGCAUGACAGCACUGUUUGCGUUUGAACAUCUACAGAGCAGAUCAAUUAUAUUAGCCCAGAAAGACGCCGUCAUUUCAAAGAGAAAUUAAAGGAGGAGUGUAUUUUAUAAAUAGAAGGAAAACGAUUUUGUAUCCUUUUUCAUAAAUGUGAAUUAACUAACAUAACUCAACGUCCUAUGGUAAAAAUGCCCUUGGGAGGCUUUUAUUUUCUCAGGGCGAUUUACACAGACCUUUAAAGAGAUGCUCCACCAAAAACCACCAUAAAGUCACGUAGGAACUAUCUUAUUUGUUAUUUUCCAUAUUAAUUAAUACUACAACUUCAUUUAAAAUCUUUUUACAUAAAAUGACAGUUAAGAAUGUGGGUGAAUUCCUUCCGGAGUUUCGGUAUAUAUCGUAAGUAACCUCCACAGAGGAAAUAAUUUUGGCCCGAGAGGCCCUACAAUUAUUUUCGCAGUCACAAUGAUUUUAUUUGAUAAACCCGAAAUAAUCAGCUUGGACUGUAUCCAAGAUGAACACAACAUAAGGUAUGGUCAUUUUUACGUAAAUUAAAACAGUUCGUUGUACUUGACGAUUAGAACUCCUACAGCAUACCGCACUGCUUAACUAUACACAAUGAUUACAUUCUUCCUUGCUGGUAAUUCUGUCUCGAAACGAUAGUAAUCACUCCCGCCAUCCAUGCUUAAUAAUCGACAUUCUUUUGUUCAUAACAUCGGUUAAAUUAGUUAGUCAUGCGUUUUAGUAGGAGACGAAUUUCAGUUAUUUUUUCAACUGGCAAACGUGACUGUCGCAGCUCAGAAAUAGAGUAGCUAACACGAAUUUGGGUGGUCAGUGACGAUAACUGACCUCUCAUAUAACAUUUUAUCUUCAUUGAAUUCUCUAUAUUUUUCCUUUUCUCCUUGUUUGACUUGGGAGCAUUAAUAUACGGGACUAUGCCAUCAUGAACGUCAUGUAGAAAGUGUCUUACUUCUUGGUUAGUUAAAUUGCUUGCUUUCAGAAUAGUAAAUGAAUAUUUCAUUCAACCUUAAUGACAGCCACUGUCCCAGCUUUAUGCUUUUAGUAGGCAUGUUUCAAAGGUGAACAAUAACUAUAUCGAAGUCGAAGAAUUUGACUGCUAAAAUGCUGUUCUAUUGAUCUAAACGCCUUUGACUAGGCAUGCGUGAGGAGUUCCAAUACUACCAUUAAGCAUUCGAAGUGUUCAGCAGGCAGGUAAAUAUGAACUUUUUAAAUCUCUAUUUCACAGAAAAUUUUACCAGGCAAUAUAAUUUGACGUCCUUACUUGGGUUGAAGGACAUAACUUUACAUGCAAUACCUACAGGAAGGCUUAAUUUGACGUUUACAUUUCUUCAGGGGUCAACAACCGCGAAAAAGUAGUCGCGACUUGUAACCGGUGUUCCCUUGAGUCUUCCGCAGAACAAAGAGAUUUUCGUACGUUUCUCGAAGACGAGGUAGUCUGCGCCUUGGAAAUCCUACGAAAGAACGCAUACUCAGCAUUCGAAGAAGUCAGGAACCAUUUGCCUCAAAAGUGUCGGAGUAGGAUGGGUGGGUUGAUUUUUUAAGGUUACGGCACUCAUUAUUUUUAAACGAUGUGCUCUCUUCCGCAAAUAUAAGGGCCCCUGUUUUUUGUCGGAACUGGCGACAGUUCUGCAUAACUCUUGUAUGCCUUCUUCUAUUUUGACCAUUUUCAUUACUUGGAAUUUAGUAGAGCAUGUCAUGAUAAGGCCAUUGUUCAUGUGAGUGUUGUGAUCUUUCAUAUCCCAAGCAAGGGAGACCGAUCUGUGCCAUUUCACAAAGAUACGGAAUGUUACAACUUUGGGACAGACUGUGUCCACAAUUUCGGAUUGAACGUGACAUUUUAUGCUUUCAUUCGGAACUCGAGGCCUAAGAGGAAAUGAAAUCAUCCUUGGGGUAAACGGUUCCAGAUGGUUAGAUUUUUCCAGCGGCUUCUAUAUUGAUAGCAACUUUCCGACAAUAUUUGCAUAAAGUUAGGUAUGUGUUUUUGUAAGACUUUCUACUCAUAGGUGGAGGUGAACCAGGGCCAGUAGUCGAUUGGUUCGAUAGUGUGUGCCACGUCGAUGAAAUUUCCCGUUGUGUCGCCGGGGAAGCUUCUAAGCGCAAAAUACAAUUGGAGAAAAAGCAAUGCACAGUAUUGCUUGGAGGGACGUUUUAAAGGGAAAUUUUUAAUCUCCGUCCUUAUCCACAUCAGUCCAAUUUCAGUCCCAGAAUAAUUAUGUCUUUUAGUUCUUCAAGAUAAAUUUCCCAAAUGUUUCCUUCUUGUUGAUCGAUAAGCCUCCCCACCACACACGAACACACUUUUCUGGUCGACCGACUUAAUGACGGUUUGUUUCAUUGAAUUUCGACUUUGCUCUCAUUGGUCACUCGUCCAAUUAGACAUUCUUCCUUAUGUAAACUGAUCCAUAACGUUCGGCCUUUUCGAAUACCAACACUUUCCAAAAUUUUUCAUCUAUCUUUGAAAACGAACCUGUAGUGAGAAUUCGAAAACAUAAUCGGUAACCUUUUAUAGUGGACGCUGAGUCAAGAUGCAGUUGGCAUGCACGACCAGGAUGUUCAUUCCACUAUGGUCUACGGUUAGGCCGUAAAUGACAAAAUAUAAUGGGGUGACGAAAUAAUAGAAUUUUCAUUUUCCUCGUUUCACAAGAAUAGACGCGUUUAUUUCUUUUGGAGUUUGUUUGCAAAAAUGCUCCUCUAAUUGCACACUUGUGAUGUUAUCCUUGAUUUUUUCCAGCACUUUUUUAGUUCUUUAUAAAUCCGAAAAUGCAACUUCCUCACUUGAUUCCUGCACAAUUCACUGCGUGAUGUCUCGUAUCUUGAGACGAUAUAGCGAGAGUUUGUUUUUGUGAUGGCCGUAUACUGCUAUUUUUACCUAUUGCCUUUAUUCUUUCCCUGUUAAAUUUUUAACGAAUGUAUCCGUUCAUUCUCAAUCUCUCCUCAAUGUCACAUCCGUCUGCAGGUUUGUCGGCCUCGAGUAAACAAAUGUUUCUUUCCGGAAUGCCCAUUGCUCAGAUGUUCGCUUCCGUGUUGUGAACACAAUUGGCCUUUAAAUACCCGUCCUUUUUAUGUAUAGUCCUGUCCAAUUGUGUGCCUUCUCUGGGAAAAACUAGCAGUUUCAUACUUAUCCCACCACAUAUUCACUGAGCGAUUUACAAAAGCAGUCUAAACAAAGAAUUAACCGACUGCUUUGAUCACUACUGUACGUUACUACGAGGGUGCAGUAUAAAGAUUCCGUUUGUCUUUUUACUCGAGUGCUCCGCUCUGUCAUAAAAGCGAGGCCUGGAAACUGGGAAGUUGCUUGCUUACAAGUUACAAGUGAUAAGAGAUUUUGAACGGCCUCAAAUUAUUACUUGCCGUGUUUCUGUUUUUCAUGGCGUCUUAUUGUAUAAAAGGUUUUCAUUAUAAGUUAAAUGCACAUAAAGUGACUGUAUUAACACCUCCAAAUAAGGCAGUAAGCCGAGCGAUAAAAUUCGUACUGAAAACUCUGAGGUGCCGGACGUUGAUACGCCUAUUCAGCAGGAUUUUUUUCGGCGACAAAUCAUGCAGUCUUUAGAGCCAUUGUCAUGGACGCAACACCGCUUUAUUAUAGUCAUUUUACUUGACAGAAAUCCCAUUCGUUCUGUUAGAUGCAGUAAGUAUGCUUUUCAGGAGUUGGUAGUUGAACCUUGUAGUUCGCGGAGUAGUAUCGAAAUGGGUCUAUUCAAGAAGGAUAACAGCACAUAUUUCUAACUCCCAAACUACUCUAUAAGAGAUUUUACUAACAGUGUAAGGAUACAGUACAGUAAGAGAUGAUGAGAAACCUUUUACCUGCAGCAUCUCAGUGCCCGUCCUCGCAUGCUUUAUAUUGAGAAUCCCAGUCGUUUUCGUUGUUAACACUAAGGUGGUAUGAACGGUGAUUAAACGGCAAAUUUUGAGUAGAAAGUGACUAUUAGUUGGAUUCUCUUAUUCAAAAUACUGACAAAGCAAUGGCCGCAGUUGCAGUGUUUUCAGCUAUUCAAUCGGAACAAUUAGAAGCAGAAUAAGCAGAUGUAUUCUUACCAUAGUUGCUGCUGCAGGCAUGUGGCGGAGUGGCUUCACGUAGACUAUGCCAGAUUUGAUAAGUUUAACUGCAUUCAUUAUUAUAAUACGUAAGGGACUUUGUCAUGUUUGGGAAGAUUAUUAAGGGUUUUUUAGCCUUCUCGGCAAUAAAUAUCAAGGCUUUUUGCCCUCUCUUGCACUUAGAAAUAAACGAAUAGGCACUGAAACAUUGCUUAAGUUUCACUUAAUGAAUGCAUCUCUAUUAUUUUGCGCUACGCUGAUAACAUUUAAACUACUACCCAACCACAAUGCAUGCCCCAGUUUCAUACUUCCUCUACUAAGCAUUAUGUGAAUUUCCGGCGACUAUAGUUCACUCUUCCGGUUAUGCUAGAGAACUUCAUCUUAGGGGAGAAUAUAAAUACUUCCAUUAUUAUGUCAAGGCAGUGGCUCUUACCACUGUUUAACUUGCACCCUCUUUCAGCAGACACGCUUUCCUGUUAUAUAGCACAAAUACUUGACUGAUUUUCAUGAGAAUUUUGCAGUUUAAAUUUUUAAUGCGCAAGGAGAGUCCGUCUACAAGAAUGACCGCCCAAAAUGAGAACUCCGAUGAACAUAUUGUUACGUUUCUUCCUUGAAUUGAGUUCGAUAAAGCAUGUCCGAAUCGCUUGCUAUCCUUGACAAGCUUUCUGGGAAUCUUUCGACAUAUACAUAUGCUGUAGCUCAGAGGGGGUAUGCAUAUGUGUAUAUAUUUUGAAGUAAAACACGUCCUUUCAGAAAAGUAGAAAACUUUAUUAAGUUUUCGACACCGGUUCCCCAGAUCGUCGUCAGACUUGAGCAAAUGUACAAAAAAACAAUUAAUUUAAACCUGUCGAGAAAUCGAUCUUCAUUUGGCGUUUGCGCCUGUAGGCGGCCGCCGUGUGUGUCAUUCUGUACUGAUUGGCUCUCUUCUCUUCCGCUUAUCCCUGGAAUUUUGGACAUGGCAUAUAACUCAAUGUGUCGAUUGAUGCAUGGCUCAUCGGAGUGCAUUGCUUCAGGAAACUCAGGUUUUUUAGAGGGGCAGACUCCGACGAUGCGAGUUUUGUCGCAUGCGAAGGUGUGCGCAGUAUCAAGAGUGUGUAUGGUCAUUUUAGGCAGGUACAUAUAUACGCAUGUACUGGAAUAUUGGCAUCCCAAGAAACAUAAUUCGAAGAAAAAUGAGUCCUUUGGGAAAUUGAACAGACUUCCUUUCGUUAGUUUUCGAUGCUGCUUCCCCAGGUCGUCGUCAGACGUUUAGAAAUCGGGAAGAACAGUUAAAAUUUAAACAUGCCUGAAAAAUCCACAUUGUUUUGUCAGUGCUGUCAGUGGGUUGGUGUUGUGGGCCGACAUCAUAUCUUAAUUAGCUAUCACCCUUUCCGCUUUUCUUUGAGAUUUGCGUACAUUACGUCCAGAUCGAUGUGCCGGUUGAUGCAUGAGUCAUCGGAGUGAAUGGCCUCCAGAAACUCCCGGCCUUUCUUAUAUGGGCAGAAACCGACAAUGCACGUUUUCUUCCAAAUAAAGCUGUGCCCAGUUUCUAGUGUAUGCAUGGCGACUUAAGGUAAGUGGUUUCGCCUCCUCACUGCCAAUGGGUGUUCAUGUAGGAGUGUAGAAGCGGAUUUUCCAAUUUGACCUUAAUAUACUGCAUUAAAGUUGCCACAUGGAAUGAUAAAGACAACUUCUUUUUUAUCCAAAUAGCCAACCCUAUCGUUAGGGUGUAGAAGCUAUAUAUCUCAAGGAUUCUGUGAUUGUAAUAUUCUGUGGUAUACCCAAAGUCAACAAACCAGGAUCUCCCGUACGACGAACUUUUUCUCCAUGAGGCACCCCAACGUUUGGUUUGAUCAAAUGACUGUUUUAGCGUCUGAAGUUUUUAACACGGGGCUCUGAAACGACUAUAAACUCUACUAGACAAUUCAUUGAGAAGCCAAAAGUUACUCGACUUGCAGAUAACGAAGUGUUGGUAUAUUUCCACGUGACACCACUUCUUUAUCUCGCAACACCUAGCGGUCGAAACCAUGCAAACUUUGUUAGAAGAACAUUAUGACAAGACGGAAAAACUCAAGAUAAAACACCUUAUCGAUCAUCUGACGCAUUGCUUGGAGACUUUGUUUGCCUUCAACAGAGUCGUGUGCGAACAAGUCAAAGGUACACCGAUGGGGUCGCCGUUGUCUAGUUUGAUCGCCGAGGCAGUGUUACAGCGACUAUAGGCACCAGUUUUUAACUACUUUCGACCAGGAUUGUGGACGCGACAUCUUAAUGAUUCAGUCGUCAUCAUCAGUUGGGAUUGGAUUAGGAAAUUCACGCAUCAUAUAAAGUUGAUCUUCUCAGACAUCCAGUGGCCGAUGAAAGACAAGGUUGCCAGUUUCCGUUUCUUGACGUGCUGGCUUACAGAAAAAGCGAUGAAAAACUGAAAAAGGCAGUUUACAGGAAGGCGACAAAUACCUCCAGUAUUCUAGGUUUUCUUAGGAACCACUUCCUUUCGCACAAAAGUAGCCUCGUGGGAACACUUUACCGGCGUGUAAAAACCCAUUGCACCGAGCCAGCUGACAAGAUGGUCGGGGUCCGAUUCCGGCAGAAACUCUGAAUAGUCAACGCGCAUCCUGUCAUUUUUGUCGAAAGCGCAGACGACAAGGCCGAGGAAGGAAACCAAAGUGGCAGCCGAAACCGAACUUUUGAUACGUAGUGCCUAGAUAGUUUGUGCAUCAGAAGAAUUCGCUAGACCGAUGAGCGAAUUUUGGGUUGGAGUCGCUCACAGACCGGAAGCAAUAAUCCGCCGGCCACUCAUGCACCCUUAAGAUCCCAUUCUCAUAGAAAUCUGGGAUCAUCUACCGAAGAGUGCAAUUGUAGCUAAACCAAUUAUGUUGGCAGGUUUGGACGAGAUUGCGCGAGCUGGCGGUGAGACGGAAGGACAAAUUCUCCUUGGUAGUCGACUACGCCUCCUCAUUUAGGCCCGACUUUUACUUCGAGUGCAUGAGAGUUUUGGGCCACUCGGACGAUUUAGCUUCGUGCCUGUUGCAGGAAGGGUGGCACUCAACCAAGGACUCGACCAAUAGGCAUAUAGAUCUACCAGUCACUUAUCAAGCGCUGAGUGAACAAAUCAAUAGCUCAGCUGAUGGUCAUUCUCGGCAGAGGUGAGGUGAUUUAUAUAGUCUUUUAUUCCUUGACAAUAAGCUCGAGCGAGAGUUAGGAACGUCGGAUAAAUAAGCAACUGACGUUCAUCUUCCAAACAAAUAGGAAGAUGAUCAGAGGGCAAGUUCAUUGAACAAACUGCAUUUGCACCGACAUUUCGGAAACUUCCUUGCCUCCAUCAUCAGAGUUAUGUGGUCGCUGCUGCGCUAGUUUUUAAGUAUUCAGUCCUGCUACCCGUUUCGUAUUAUAGCCGGGCUGGACACACGAACUCUGACCUGCCCGUUUCCUGCUGACUAGCCUUAGCCUCCCUGAGAUUGACCGUUGGCGGGCUAGCGUGACAUUUGUCCCUCUUGGGGCCGAUAUGGUUGCAGUCGAGUCAGUGUGCCUGUUUGACUUUGCAGACCCGACCUUCGGCCGAUGCCUCCCCUCAUUUCCGUGAGCGUCGGCGCCCGGUUCCCCGUGCUCGCCUGCCCCACUGGUCCUGCCUGAGCUGAUCCGAGCCUUGUAAGCAGCGCCUAGUACGCGGGAUUCAGGUCUAUCGCUCGGUGAUAUGGGCCAGUAGACGACCAGGUUUUGUGCACCAGUGUGGCCAUCUUCUCACUGGCUCGGCAAAUCAAAACUAGUCGGCGGCAAACGGGCAGGUCGAAGUUCGUGUGUUGAGUACAGCUAUAACAUAGGGUAUUCGGCAAGGCCGAAUAACCGAAGACUAGCAGGAGUAGCGGCCAUACAACUCAGAUGGUGGAGGCGACGACGUUUCCGAAACGCCAGUCUAAAUAAAAUAUGGUCCAUGAACUCGUCCUCUCUUCUUCAUCUCCGGGAAAUGGUGAAUGUUAAUCUUUAUUAGGACAGAUGGGCGCUCAUGGAUCAGGUUACGGAACACUCUUGCUCCGUUGUGCCUUGAAGCUCAUAUUAGAACCCUUUGAGGGCAGUCGCACAGCGACUAGUAGAAGAAGUGACAUGGUACCAGCAAAGACAAGGGAGAUCAAAAUGUCCAUUUCUGACUUAUUGGCUGUUUUCAGCCGGUCACACCCAGCCCGAAGUGUGGAUCGCUUGAGACUCAAACCCGAAAUCUUUGGCUCAAUGGUAGUUUCAAACUCCAUGACCGAAGUUUCCGGGUUCGAAUCUCAAGUGAUUCACACUUGGGGUUAGGCGAUCUCGGGAACCACAAUUGUAUUGUUCUGGCGUUUAAAGGGCAAACAAGCUUUCAUCUUCAGAGGUGAGUGUUGUACCGCGUCUCAGGAUAUUUAUAGGUGGUGACAAUCUUGUUGCAAUGGGUUUACUUCUCAUCGGGAGCCGGCUUUCGGACGCUUGCCGUCAUUGCACGUGUUCACAUUGAUAUGAUCUCUCGUCCUUGGCUGGCAAUCUUUUUUACAACCCGGCGACCCCCUGUGUUCUCACCUGCCGGAAAAGUGGCAGUGACAAUAGCUUCUUCGUCGGAUCCCUUUGUGUUGCCGCGACCGCCCGUUUUCUCACCUGCUGAGUGAGUGGAUGACGCGGCUGUGAUGACGGUCGCACCUUCUUCAGAUCCGGUUUGCGGUGCAGCUGCGUGUGUCCCUCAUGGGCGCGGCCGUAUUUGUCCUUCUGUCUUGUCGUACCCCGGGUUUGCUCCUCUGUUCACUGAACUGCGUCCGGAGGGCCUAGUACGCUUCGGGAGACGCUACACCGCGGAUGACGGUAUGCCAGGCCUCGGUUGUUUAUCUAGUCACACGGCCAUUUCCUCGCCCAGGAUUUCAGCAUUCGGGAAGGCGAACUUGUGUCCAUAGUUUGCGCAGUGUUCUGCAACCAAAGACAACGGGCCCAUCUUAUCGCUCUCAUGUGUUCUCCAACACGGGUCUGCAGUCCUUCGCCGAUCUCUCCAAUGUAGGUCAUUUCGCAGGAGCCGCAAUGGAUCCGAUAAAUGACGUAGGUUGUGUCACGGGGUGACAGGGGGAUCAUAGGUCUCAUGACGAGAUGUCGAAUUGUUAACUCUGGCCAAUGGGCCAAUCCCCAGUGGUCUUAGGAGAAGGAGACUGUCUCAGAGAUGCCAUCAAGGUAAGAAAGCGCUCUCCAGAUUUUUGACCGUUCUGUCGCUGGACUUCGGCUUGGCACAAGCUGCCUGUUGCGUUCUAUGAAGUGGCGAGUAUACCCGUUUGCCAUGAAAAGGCUCCACCGGACCUACUGUGAUGAUCUCCUUAAGAAAGAGAUGUCUUACAUGUACCGAUUGUUUUGAUCUAACGGAUAUGCGAUUAUCUUUGUAAAGAACUGCGUCAGGAACCAGAUACAGUUGUAAGACCCCACUUAAGACGAAGAAAUUAUAACAUAAAAAUUCGACUUCCUGCCUUAUAAGGGGGGAACCUCUGAAGUGAUUAACCCGCAGCUAAUCCAGUUCGGUAUUCGCAUUGCUCACAAGCCAGCAUUCUCACUGCGCUCAGAAAUAUCUCAAAUAAAUGGUCCCAUUCCUGAAGACUGUUCAACAAACGUGUUCCGUCGCAGUCGCUGUGCUAAUUGUUCAGCGUGUAUGUUGGCCAUGCGAGUCGGCGCCUGGGCAUUCGUAUUAAUGAAUACUAACUGGCUUUCCGUCGCCGUGAACCACUGUCCCUCGUCUUUGCGCACGCACUGGAGUGUGACCACCGAUUCAAUUGGGAUGGUACUGAGAGAGAGCGAGCGAGAGAGCUUCUCGCGGCUUGAUACUCCAAUGUAGGUAGUAUUAACCGCUAUGUUUACCUGGACGCCCAUUACGAGGACCUACGUUCAUGACUUGCUGAGCCCUGCCCCCAUGCCGCAUCAGCGACUACUAAUCUAACCGCUCACACCCCUGCCAACCUACCAUACUUCCUCCCCUCCGGCACAGGCAGCCGUAACUAUUCUGCCCUCCCAUCCCCCCUCAGAAACCUACCGUGACCCCGUGCCUACUUCAUCCCUCUAAAACGCUAAUGGUCUGCCUGUCACUGUCUGUCCCGUCGCGCCAAUUGGUCUAAUAUGACAGCCUUACAUUCUCCAUUUCCUUCAUUUCGUCUGACGGCGCGUUGAUGUCACCAACUUGAAAAUCCACGAAUACAGCGCGAUUGUUCCCGAGGUACUUCGGGAAGAAUCGGGUUAUACUUUUGAAUUUCAAAUAGGUGUACGUAGGCGACUUAUCUAAUGAAACGUGCCUAAAUUAAAGGAAAAUCACCAACCAAUCUGAAAGGAGUCCGGACGAAUCCACCAAAACACCAAACUAGUAAUGGACGGCCUUCAAUUGAACGCAAAUUCAAAAUAAGUAGUAUAAGUACCGUUUAGAUGAGUAUAAAGAACAAUCUUCCUAAAAAACGGAAAUGCCGAAGAUAUGAAAAUUCAUCUGACGUGUGUAUACUCCAAUUUUGGAAGUACAUAAUGCCUUUUCGGGCAAAUAACUGACUAAAACGCCAUAAGCACAGUAACGAGUAAACUUUUUUUCGCAUGGAUUUCCCUUAAAUAUCCUUCAAGGAUUAUAAGAAGUUUGACACAUUCGAGCGCGUAAUGUCCUGCCAUUUGUCUCAAGAUCGUGCUUUGCAAAAUCCGACGUAAUUUUCUGUUUUGUAUUUUCUUAGAUGCAGCUAACUAAAGUAUAGAGGAUUCCGCUUGAUGUCGCUGAUAGAGAUGCCAGAUGGAUAAAAGCUCCCAUACCGUCACAUGCUGACAAAGUUGUCAACUACUAUUGAAUUUGAAUAUAAGUGACAAGUGCAAUCGUGAGCAUACCGUUUUGUACCUAUUAAGAAUGUUCAUUAAAAUUUAUGAUCUGACUCAAAGAUUUCACGUCCCGGGACUUAACUCAAUGUCCAGCACCUAAAAAUUACUGAAAUUAUUACCUUGAUAUUAAGAAUACUUUGCUUCUGUCAAAUCUCUUGGCCUUUUUGUUGACGGAGGAGUCUGUUGGUUUUCAUUAUCCUUUAAAUGCCAGCAGAUACUUCAUAGUCUUCGGUGUUUUCAAUCGACUGCCCAUAAAGAUAGGUUCUGGGACAUGUGUUUAUCUAAACUUUCAAGAUAAGAUAUUUAUUGAAAGCAGUUACCGAAGUAGUAAGUACUUGGGUGUUCUUUUUUAUGUAGAUGGUCAUUUGAGUCACACCUGAAGACCCAUCCAAGCAUAAAGCUGCGUUGUCUAAAAAACUGGAGUCUUCAACCAACGGUGAAGACGGAUAUGCUUUUCUUCGAAUGAAAAGCUUUCUCUAAUUCGUAGCCUAUUUACAAAGUGCUCGAUACUGUAUUUUGCCGGCAGAUGUCCACGUCAUUUACCCUUUUAUACAGUAAAACCAUGAAAAACAUCGGUCCUCAUGACCGUUCUUUUAAUUACCCGAAAACCACUUAGAUGUUUCUACCGCAAAGGGGAGAACUUGUGUUUCACCUUUUGCUAGCUUUUUUUGCUGUCUCUGCUUAGUAUGAAGUUCUGUUCUACGAUUGUAGAUGCACUGAAGAGUGGCGGCAUAAGUGUCUAAAUAUUGCUCAAACUGUGGGCGUUUCGUCCGUUCCGCUUCUAAAUUACAUAUGAACAGCAAGCAGACCGUACUAAAAAUGUCUUUCCAUGCGUACGAAAUUUUAAAUGACUACUUGGUGCUGAGCAUUUUGGUAGUUACUCAUAGUGUUUUUGUAAAUGGCAUGACAAUUCCGACACAUUUAGGCAAAGGGUUGCCUGUAGGCGCUGUUACUGCAUUUUUGGAGAAGAAAGUACAUUGAGUUACGUUGUUUAAUUUCCAAGGAAACUAAUGUGCGAACUUGGAGCAAAUCUUUCGAUAUCAACCUUUUUAGGCACGGUCGAAAAUUUGAUAUGAAUAUUUGAGCUGAAAUCCAUCAACUACUGCAGAAUAACCGCCUAAUAUUCAUUAACUGCCAACAGCCAGUCAUUUGUAUAGACUUGUGAAAUUAUUUACCGUACUAACAACACAGAUAUUAGCUAAAAGCCCAGACCGCGUGUUUCGCCGAUCUUAUGCCGCUGCCUGACGCAGCUGCGAGGGGUUCGGCUCGUCAGUGGGUUCCCCAGCUGUCCCCGUGUGUUUUCUGGUACAUGAACUCCAGUUUCCACUUGCCUUGUUUAAUUUCCGAGGAAACGUCUGGCUGCCUGUUGGCGGUUUGCGAAUAUUAGGCCGUUAGUCCACAGUAGCUGAUGGAUUUCAGCUCAAAUAUUCAUCUUAAACUUUGAACCGUGCCUGAAAAGGUCGGUUUCGAAAGAAUUGCUCCGAGUUCGCGCAUUAGUUUCCUCGGAAAUUAAACAAGGAAUGUUAAAACUGGAGUUCACAUACCAGAAAACACACGGAGAAGGCUGGGGGACCCAGCCGAACCCCUCGCAGAUGCGUCAGGCAGCGGCAUAAGAUCGACAAAACACGCGCGUCUGGGCUUUUAGCUAAUACCUGUGUUGUUAGUACAGUAAAUCCUUGCAAAUUCUACAUUGAUUUACAAAUCUGACCUAAAAAUCGAUGCAACUGUUGGCUUUCUAAAAAAACCCUGUACGGUCGCAACCUGCAUCAAGCGCCUAACGUCGGAUAAAAGAUUAAAUUUCGAUUGCGGGAUCUCUGCCUUGCAGAUCUCCUGAAGUCAGAUUACUCUCCUCGGAAAGAAAAGCAGCCUGGGAUGCGUAAAGCAAGUCAUGGACGGAUGUUAACGAAGGAAAUUGUCCGAAAAUAAGAUAACGUAGAUAUCUGUUCAAAUUUUUUAAAAUUUGACCUGAACAAUUAUUUAGACACAUAUUUUUUCACGAUAAGAGGACAUUUCUCGGAAGGGGCUGGAUGAAUGAGCAAAAUGUGCAACCUUCUAACUGCCUUAAAUUAUCAUAUCAGUUUCCGUCGUCGUGUUUCGUGGUUUUGGUCCAUACUUUAUGUAAAUCCAUGUAUUUGAAUUGUGCCGCUUAAGUUGCCUUGAGGAAACUUUGUACUUAGGUCGAUGAGAAAGUGUAUUCAUCAACAAUCCCAUCACGGCUAUUUUAGAAAACAUUUAUUUGGUGACGCAUAAUGCACUAAAAUUGCAAAAAUUACGGCAUAUUUCUCGAAAUGUAUUUUCACUCGAAGGAGGUUGUCUUCUCGCGUUUCCUAUUGGUUAACCACUGUUUAAGCACUGGAACCUUACUGCAAAACCUUAAAGGAUUGCAGCAGCUUCAUGGAGCUUGAGGAUGGGAGACAUCCUAAAGCAAUUAUAGUGAAUGCCAGUUACAUUUCAUUGCAUCACUUUCGUACAGUUUUCCUGGAAUUUCUUCGAAGUACAUCAGAAUACUAUGUCGCCUCCUUCGUUAGAAGUACAUUCAAAGCAAACUAACAGUUUAAGUUCUACGCUUGAGCAUGAAAAGCGUUGACUAUGGCCGGAUGCAUUUUCGAGCAGAAUUAGCAACAGCAAAAAGCAAGCCAGAUUUUCAGUUUUUUUCGUGAAAAUGAUGGCAAAACUUGCGCAGAACGUUAGCAAGCGUGAUGCACAGAAUGAUGCUUAGCAACUGAGUUGUACUUCCUGAGAGAAAAAACAAAACACUGAGGACUAUUUAAUUCGUUCUUUUAUAUUGCAGUCGUCGCCUGCACCUCGCCUUUGCUUUACUACAGUACGCGCAAGCCGUAGUCUAAAGCGUAAAAAUGCGUGAAUGAUUUAUUCAGAUAUCAGCUUCCUCGUGGCUUUAUCAGCAUGGCAGUCGGGGCCCGUCGCAGUGCUCCCUUAAGGAUUCUACUACCUCGAACCAGAAUCAGCACAUCCACUCUAGUUGUGUUUUUCUCCUAAUGCAAUAUCUGAGGAAAAUUUGCGGAAUUGAGAAAUCUUGAAUAUAAAUCAUCACAUUUUGACCCUCCAAAGUUCAUUAUGCAAAUUGAGAUUAUUUUAAAACAUGUUCCUUAAAUAUUUGGGAGGCAUUUAUGUGUGCCUGGAGCGCGGAUAUCAAAAAUAAAGUACUUACCGUGUAUCGUUUGUUUUAGGAAGAAUGCUAUUACCGACUAAGACAAAGGAGCCUGGAAUGGCCAUUUCUGGCUUAUUAGGUGCCGUCAGUCUUCGUCAAGUGGCUGACGACGGCUAAUAAGCCAGAAAUGGCCAUUCCAGUCUUAUUUGUCUUUGUCAGUAAUAACAUUCUGCCUAUAUAUCAUGCGCCGCUGUGCGGCUUCUGGUUGGGCUCGAGAGAAAGAGAGCUCGUCAGGCACAACGGAACGAGUGAGUUCCGUAAGAGCGAUCGGCGAGCGUCCUUCCACCGUGGUUUGUUUUAGAUUACUAGGUAAACAAUCCUUCAGGCUUUUGAUAGUAUUGUCGCGAGGGCCGCACUUUUGGACACCAUACUGAUCUAAUUUUCAAAACUUUUGCUUGCAUUUGGGAACCGAAGGCGUGGAGUUAUCAAAACUUCUACGAAUUGCCCAAAUGCCAACGUAGAAAUACAAGAGGCUUCCGCUGUAAGGUUGUCUCUUUGUCAGUUCUUAAUGAACUGUAAACGCCCCGAGUUCAGUAUUGCACGCAAUCACUGCCAUCGAGCCAAAAUGCUCACCAGCUUCAAUGCUUAUUGUAAUUUUAUCUUCUUUAGCGACGCUGUGUCGAACGGACGUCGGUGAAGCAGACACGGGAGAACUCGCGUCCGCUCGUCAACUGCAAUUUACCCUUUCUCGUUGUCUUACUUCUCUCGAAGUCUGUAUUGGUCACCACUUAACAGCCAGCUUGCCUAAGCCCGAAUUACAUAGAAGUGAAGACAUUGCUAGAGCCUUCAGAAUCAGUUGUGAACUGAGGGACUGCAUCUCUCUUGCCUUUGUGCUUCAUGAACUUCUCCUGGCUCAUGAGGAGGCCACUAGGGAUGAAAGUGUCAGUGCGGCCACGAGUUUGCCCGAGUCUGACAGGAGUGCCUUGCUGACCUCCAUGGCAUCUGCCCGGGCGGAAUACUUCCUCAAUAGCCGUUUUAUCUCCAGACUUCGUCAGGACUCCUUGGUUUUGCGAGUGAGUCAGGGGCCGCUGAUUAUUUCUCCUUCAUCGACUUCUUGUUUCAUCACUCUGACACUUUGCUUCCCACAGGCGGAGUCGCAGUGUUUCCCAUCAAAUGAAAAUACUACAGUUAUUACAAAAAUUUAUUAGAAAAGCGGCAUUUUUCAAAAACUGAAAAUGCAAACCUUUAAUCAUAAGCUUAGUACAGUAGAUGUGCUAACUCACGAAAUGUCAACCAAAAUUUCGAAAUGCGUUCUCGUUCCGAAAAGAUAAAUUAAGUAGUGUUGUAAAAUUAUUCAUGAUGCAGCAUAAAUCUAUAAUGGUCCAGUUACCUCAGGGUGUCGGCUUUCGAAAGAUUUUAUUUUCGGCUGCAUGCAAGAUCUAUACUCUGCAAAAAAUGACUACUUAAGUAGCAUGCAAUUUUCUCAUUGAUUUUCGAUGCCCCUGAAAAUUCAACUAUACUUCGUGGAAAACAUGCAUAAAAAUAUUCAUUCUUAUGCUAAUUCGGUAGAAAAUCACGUCGCCCUCCAAUUUCAUACUCAAAAAGAGUAUAAUUCGGUUUUAAAAAAGUUUCUAAUUGUGAAAUUUUUUAAUGGCCGUUCAUGAAACGUCAUGUUUCUGCAUUUACGAAUGUGGCUUGUAAAGUUAACAAUAUUGCUCAAAUCCACUGCUUAAUUUUAUGAACCUCAUAUGGUCUCCUCUUAACACCGUAGAGAAAUGCAUGGUUUUCCGUACACGGAAAAUAUACAGCUUGUAGUUUGGAAACCCUGAAUGCAAGUCUAACAGCAGGUCGGGUUCAAAAUUAUUCGGGAAAUAGAAAAGGUUUUUCGAAGACCGAAUUAUACUCUUCUUUUGAGUAUGAAAUUGGAGGGAGACGUGAUUUUCUACCGACUAAAUAAAAGGAUGAAUAUUUUUAUGCAUGUUUUCCAUGAAAUAUAACUGAAUUUUCAAGGGCACCGAAAAUCAAUGAGAAAAUUGCAUGCUACUUAAGUAGUCAUUUUUGCAGAGUAUAGAUCUUGCAUGCAGCUGAAAAUAAGUUCUUUCGAAAGCGGACACCCUGAGUUAACUGGACCAUUAUAGAUUUUUGCUGCAUCAUGGUUAGUUUUACAACACUACUUAAUUUAUCUUUUCGAAACGAGAACGCAUUUCGAAAUUUUGGUUGACAUUUCAUGAGUUAGCAUAUUUACUGUAUUAGCUGUACCCUGAUCUGCUUGAUAUCGUUCGUACUACUACCCAUGUCAUAUUGCAAGUAGGUGGAGCCAACGAGUAGCGGUUCCAGCCUGUCUGCAGAGCAGUGCUAUACUGCGUUUGUGCUAGUAUAAUUGAUUCAGAUAAAUAGGUGAAUUUUAAAGAGCAGCUCUUUGAUAAUUACAGUAGGUAUGCUAUCUCAUGAAAUGUUGACUAGAAUUCUGGAAUGUCUUUUUAAUCUGAAAAGAUUGCUCAAGUAGUCUUAUCAAAUUAAUUGUCGUGCCGCAUAAUGUUAGGGUAUUCCAGUCAUGUUAGACGGACGGUUUUAGAACAAGUGUCUUAUCGACCGCUCUAGAAAUGGAUUUUCCCCGCCGAUUUUCGGUAGCCUUAUAAAUUCAAAUGCAUUUUAUAGAAAGCGAACACCCACAUAUCCUUUUCUUUUACUUAUCUAGAAGUAAACUACAUCUUUUUAACACUUUAUACUCAAAGGAAGAGUACCUUUCCCUUUUAAAAACUAUAUCAAAUCCUGCAUUAUUUUGAACACGACCGUAAAUUAAGCUUGCAUUCAGAGUUUCCAAACUACAAGCUGUGUACUUUCCGUGCAAAGGAAAUUAUACACUAUGUGCUAUUAAGAAGAGGGCAUAAAAGGCGUAUAAAAUUUUGUAAUGAAUGUGGACCACGUUGAGCGUUUUAUGAGCAGCAUCACUAAAUGUGCUCGUGCGAUGCUGUAUAAUGACGUAUCUCGCCGUCAUGAAAAAGGUUUUAACUCGAAGCACAUUGAAACCGAAAAAUACCCUUUUUCAAGCAUAAAAUUUUAAGAAGGCAUAAUUUGCUAUUACAUGCACAGCCGAAGAAAUAUUUUUACGUACGCUUUCUAUAAAGUGGAUUCAUAUGAGCAUUACGCUACUUAAGCAGUCAUUUUUACGGGACAUAGUUUUCAGGUGGCCGGAAUAGACCCCGUUCAGGAGCCGGCAUCUUAAAGUGACUGAAAUGUCUUGGCAGUUUUUCGCACGACAGUUAAUAUCACAACCCUAUUUCAGUAAUCUUUUCGAAUUUAAAAGGCAUUUUGGAACUUAGAGUAACGUUUCAUGAGGUAGCACAUAUACCGUAUGUGCAGAUCAAUGAGACUAUCGCUUCAGCGUUGCAGCGCUGAAUUCCAGGGUGGAACGCAUUUCCGGGUUUUAAUUUUAAACCCAGCCCUAAUCCUCCUAACCAUGACAGUCCACUAAGAGAACUAGUUUAUCUGAGUCUCGCCCAGCAGGGCCAGAAACCUUUCUAUCAAAAUCGACAUUUUCAUCCAUUCUGAUACUUACGCAGACGAAUGCGCAAUCAUCAAAUGCAGAAAGAUUUAAUAAUAUAAGAUGAUUGACUUUAGGAAGGCGAAUAAAAAAUUCUUUAACGAUCCAUUUCCUGAGGGGGAAAGUCAAUGAAGAAACACAUUUUAGGUUGGGUAGUUGAUUUAUUGCUCACUUCAUCCCAGGAUAGGCGUGAAGUGGCCUUUUGUAAGUCGCAGCAGUGUUUUGUUUGGCCCUAUAGAGUCAUUCUACAACCAAAGUCAUCCUUUCUAAUAACAGACGCAGUUUAUAAUUUUGAUUAAAAUUUUAUGAGAUCCUCCACUUACUGGGCAGUUUUUAUCUUACUACUCCAUCCUAGCAAACGGAUGACUUGUCCUAAGCUUAUUUAUGGAGUGACUGACCAUUUUCCGAUGCAGAAGACUUGAGAACACAGUAAAAUCUAACCUAGGAGCAACUACCUAACGAUGGCUAUUCAGUAAAACUCAUUUGCAACAAUGCAAGGAGUAUACAUUUAGCUUGCGCAAAACUAAUCAGGAGUUGACUGGUUUAUAUUUCAUUACGCUUUUUAUUCAACGCCACCCGUGCCAUAAAUUUGUCUCUCAACGUGUUUCGUAUAAGAGCAACUUCCUGAGCACCUGACAGUAUCAAAAGCAGGCUAAAAUUUCAAAACUAUCAAAGUGGUCAGAAGGGUCACGCUGUCUAAGAGUAACUUGGUUUUGAAUAUUGGGGUAGGAUAUGAAAAUAGAUAUCGCCGUAUUACAGCGGCCUUGGGCUGAAUUCCAGUGGGUUUACGAUUGGCGUUAGGGUUGGCGCCAGCAUGAUGAGAUGAGAUGUCAGCAACUAACAACUUGCAUGCCGGCCAUCAAGCAAUUAGCGCACCAGCGGGCAACAAUCCUUGAUGAAGGGAGCACGGUUAAUUGCUGUAGGUAUGCGGUAGCAUGCCGACCGCAUCCUAUAAAUACUGCGACUUCCUGUACACGAGCCACCCUUUUCUGCAACUGUCUCUGAUGAUGGAUUCAAGAGAGAAUCCGAAACGUCAGGCGAAUAAAGCCAUUGUUCCAGCGAUCGCUUCUUCUUCUGAUCAAGUAGGAGGAUUGUCAUGGUUAGGAGAAUUGGGGCUGGGUUUAAAAUUAAUACCCGAAAAUGCGUUCCACCCUGGAAUUUAUCAUAAAACCAGCCGUAAUAGGGAACAGCAGUCUCUGCGUCCAUAGUAAUGUGAUUGUGUGUACGUCUAACCUAUUUCUUAUGGCCUGAGAACGCACACAAAUGAGCAUAAAGGGUUGUUUCCGAAUGUGCUCAGUGCUGAAGAAGAGUAAUCUAAAGCAGCCAUAUCUCCUUGACCCGCGGCUCUUGUUUAGACCAAAGUACAGGGUAUAUUUUAUAAGUCGCAUAUUUCUUCGUAAAGAUGAAGAUGUGUAGGCAAACAGGUGAUGGUUGAACUGUCCUGCUUUUUCGAAGGAAGCAGCUGCAAAAGGGCAGUCUUGCCCUCGACUGGAAAGAUAAUUUACCGACGAAACUUACAACCUGGAAGAGGCCAGCCUGAGCUAUAUCACGGUUUAGAAUAGAUCAUCCUAAUGGUUUAAGUUUAGGUUUUCAAGGACUUUUUUUUACUCCAUCUGAAAUCAAACCUCGUCCAACCUGGUAGCACAUGAAAUAUUUUAAGGCUGCUAAACCACCACUUACACAUCCAGAUAAUUUUUUUGUUUCAUGUUCUUUAUUUCUUUGAAAUACCCAAUACUUUCCUAAUUGCGCCCCUGGAUCUCAUUCCUAAAGGUUGUCUAGGACAAUAAUUUGCCUUCAUUUCAAACAGAGAUCUCAGAAUCAGCUCCAGCCCUCUCACAACUUUAGUAAGCGAAUUCUACGCCUUCAAAAACCUUGUAUCAGAUGGCUUUUCUUUGUUGCUUUUCAGAAACUGGCGCUUUGGAUUGUGACCUCACAGGAGAAGUUUUUCUUCAGUCAGUUUAAUUGUCCCAUCUCCCCUGAAACAAGCAGCAAAUCUCCAGCACUAUGUAGAUCGCUUUUGAGAACGUUGAAUGACAUUCUGCUUCUGUUUGUGGGCAAUUGGGUCCCUGUCUCGAAGUUGCAUGCAACUCCAGAGACUGAAACUACUGAGCAUGGUAGGAGUCAAACCUCAAUGGAAUUGGAUAUUUUGGUGUCCUCUAAUGCAAUCUCUAUGUGCAUGCAGGCGUUAAUCAAAAUUACGUUGUCGGAAGUCGGGAGACAACUACUUCAAGAACGGUAAGCGUUAGUUAGCCAAACUGACUCAAAGCCCACUCUCCCUUUUUGCACUCCUAAAUUUUAUUUUCUAACUGUAUUUUGCGCAACAUAUGCACUCCAAGGAAGAACGACAUACAAUUACAUAAAAAUUAGUUUCGAACCCGGACUUUUGUUCCUGAGUCUUUUCCAGUGUUAUCCAUAGUAACCUUCUGCCUUAAUCAGACUUUUUGUGCUGUUUAUGGCUGUACGUUUCAAUGGACGCAUAAUUGUUCACUGAACCCCCUGCAGCAUCGCUAGUUUUGGUAAGUUAGUGUCCUUUAUCUGAAUUAACCAUCGAUCUAGCAAAAAGGUUCAUUCAGACAAGCAUGCCCAAUCUGUUUUCCAUCAAAUAAUUAUUGCGGCACAAAGAAGAUCAGAACUGUCGCCUGGAACGGUCCACAGAAAAUUUUCUAGGGCCUUUUAAAAUCCUCCGAAUUCGGAUUGCUUUACGUCAACCUUCAUUAGUUGAUCAUAUAACAGUUCAAUGUACUUUUGCAGUUGGCUUCUUUAACUGAUAGGAAGCGAAGAUUAACCUAGUUGAGAAUACCUCUGAUUUAUUGGCCAAUAAAAAUCCAUGUGCCCUUAUAACUUGCAAAAGUAGAGAAAGCUUAUGCAUUCGGGAUAGCAGAAUUUGAGGAAAAAGUUCUUUUUUGUCCAGAGACUUCAUCUUAAAACUUCAAGUGCUUUAAUUAUCAUUUUGUACGUAACCAAAAAAGAAUUGUUGGGCGUCUUAUUACAUCAGGUGCAGGUACUUUGUAUGAGCUAGUUUGUUUUUAGCUUCAGGGCAUAACUUCCCUUUUCUCCUGCCUAGUUUAGCUGUUAUCCAUAAGGUGUUUGACUGCGUUAAUGCACAACAGUAAUUAUUAUCCAUGUGUGCCAGCAUUUGCAGUGUAUAGAAACUAAUAAUUCUUGAUGCUUUCCGUGAAGCCGACAAUUCAAAUCUAGAUGGGUUACAGUAGUUAAAAGUUCAGUCAUAUGAAGCGACCGCCCGUCUUUUCCGUUUGUUAUUCUGUGUUUCUUUUGUGUUAACAUGCACACGGAAGAUUUACCAAAUCCCCAUGAAAGCGACUUUUAUUGACUACUUCUGAUUGUGGGAUUAGAAAAAGACUUUCUUCUUUGCUUUGGAACCUUAGGUCUGAAGCUCUCAGUGGUCGUAUAGCGAUCAGGAAUUAAUGGUCGAGAAAUGUGGCUGACAAAGACGAGAUCUAGGAAAAUUGUCAUUUUCGAAAAUUUGUUGAUACCAGGCCCAGCGAGCCUUUGAGAAGUUUAGGUUGAACCUUCGUACCGUUUGAGCUAGGUGACUCACGCUCUGUCGAUCGAUAUUUUUGUCGCAGAUUGCUGUCGCACAAACGGCAACAAUCCGCUUUGAAUAGGAGCUAGUAGUUUUGUUCGGUAUGCAGUUGCAUAGCGUGUGCGUCCUAUAAAUAUGGUAACCCCCUGCGAUUGAAUCAUCCGUAUCCAAUUCUGCCUCUGACAAUGGGUUGGACCAUGAAUGUGAAACGCCAGGCGAAUACAGUUCUUGUUCCGUCGAUCGCGUCUACUCCUUCUCAGCUGCUUCUUGGUACUAGCCAUUUCGCUUGUGUCGGGAAACGGUAUGGUUCGUCACUUGGGGAGAGGGGGGUGACAUGCACCGACUUACCUUGACUGCAGGACGAAAAUGUGCAUUUCCGUCCUGAUUUAUUGCCUCUCAAGCAUACGUUGUACGACGACCAACCGUCCUUAAUCAGAAUACCUUCCGACAGUGCCGGGGGAUUUGAGUGACCGUUUCUGAAUUGUCUGCUGUCAUUAGCCAGUGACAAUAAACCGCAGACACUGGAGCACUCGGCGUUCUAAGCAACAGUUCAUUGAUUCACUGAAAGUUGAUACCACUGGAUAGUGGUGGUGGUGGUGGCCAGUCAUUUUCGGCAAUAUUUCUCGACCUCUGAGACUAUAUGCCAGCAGUAGGGUUGUCGUCCGCUUAGCCGCUUAUUUGCUUCGACAUGUUUACGCAGAUUUGUCUACGCCGAUGGAAGAAGAAUGCGUCCCGGUUACACAUCAAGGUCAAACAUUACAAAAUGACAGUCAUUUGUUUUGGGCGACCUGCAGGAACAAAUUUACUUGUACCAUUUGAAAGGAAAUUACACAGUGUGACUUUAAAUUUUUCAACAGUCUGUAGUCUUGGCUUGCACAUAAAAUCCUUGAUUUGAAUGUUGAUGUCAGACAUUCCCAGUAUGGUAAAACAUACUCAGCAUUUUGUAGACCAUUUUAUGCUCUACUUUUACACUUUUACUUGUCUGUGAAGGGUCACAUAGUUGGUGCAUGAUCCACCGCACUGACAGGACAGACAUUAACUAAACGCACCGCUUUUCUGGUGCCUUGUGACACAGCUGCGAGGAGUUCGAUCCUAUGGCUCUUUCAUAAAGUUUCCACGGGUAUCCCUCAAAAACAAUAGAAAAUUUUCGAUAAGAAUAUUUUGUUCAGCAUUUUCUGAAAGUUGUGCGGCACGCAAAUCGUUAUUUUGUUUUUUUUUACAAAGACGAGGUAGUGGAUAAAUUUGCUGUUGUAAGCAGUCCUCUACCUUGCGGUAUGAAUUUCCACAACAUUGUGUUGCUCAAACCUUAAAUCUUGUUGCUCAGCUCACGUCUUACAAAAGAAGAAGUGCAGUAUCUUCAUGCGAAGCUACUCAAGUGCUCGAACAGGUUAGCGGAUCUUCCUAGCACGCAGGAGACAGCGAGCAUUCUGGAGAAUUUUAAUGGCCUUAUGAAACAUCUUCAACAAACAUUUUCUUUAGCAGCGGAUCCUACGGUUAGGUAUGCGUUGUCCUCUCUUUUCGUGACGGAAUAUUCGUCACUGUUUUCCCGUCAUCUUGGUGCUUAUGCUAUACCUACAAUGUAGGGGAAAAUCAGUCAAUUAUAGCAUUUUUACUUAUAUCAUACUAUGUAUCAGAUAUAUCAUAAUGCGGCUGAAUUCUUUCAGUAGUCUGAGAAAACGUCCAAAGUGAGACGUCGUGCAUUUCGCAUGUGAAUCCUGUCAUUUACCCCGUGCAUGGUACUCUAAAGCGUCUGGGUGUGAGGUAUGAAAAUGACUUAUUUUAUAGGGUCUUCGUUGUAAAAAUAAAAUCACAAUGAAUAUAAGUUUUUCAUCGAACGUGAUGCCAACCACUAAAUUGGUCAUCCAGAAUCCGUAUGUCAGAACUACAAAUAAAUAAUAGGUAUGUAUUCUUCUUUAUUCUUUACGGAGUUCUCGGAAUUACUUAUAUACAAACCCUGUUUGUAUCUGCAUAUGUACGAGCAUCGAAAAGUCAAUUGAAAAAACGUACUAUCUCUGUAGCCAUUUGUUGCCGGGUGUAAUUUAUGCGAACGGCCGGAAAUAGGCUUAUUCAAGAGCCCACAUACAGGCGGGACUCGUUUAUUUUGGGAGAUACCUGAAUGGUAAUUACUCUUAUAAUACGUAAUCUUUUCUAAUCUUAAACCCACUUUAUGAAAUAGGCCAGAUACUGCAAUUUCUGUCGCUAAAUAGCCUCCGCCAGCCCUCCCCGUGACAAAGGUUCUUACAGACUCUGUUUUCGUUGAUUGGGAACUGCGGGAAAUUCACUUGAAUGUCUUCCCACUUAUAUUCAUGUUGAGAAGCUUCCGUUGGUCUCUCCGAUUUCCGAAAACUACUGCUUAUUGCAGAAUAUGGGAAAUGAAGGCAAUCAAAAAACAUUGACUGCCAGGAGUGUAAGUUAACUGGAAACGAAAAAAAGAAAACUGAACCGCUCAUUCAUAGAGAUCGAUAAAAACCACUUCCCAUCGCAGCCGAAAUGGCAGGAGUCCACGGUUUAGGGCUGAGGGUUUGUCCAGUGUCUGAUGGACCCGGGUUUCAGCCGUUGGUGUGGCGUCUGAAGUCGACAUCUGCAUGCGAACAGGCCUCGUACUCCGGUUGCCUUUCCGUAGUCAUCUCAACAGAUGUUCCAGUAACCAGAAUUUUGCUUUUUGAAUGCUCAGCCUCAUGCAUGUUAGCAAGUGGUCAUAACAAACUGACUCUGAUUCAGUUGUGUUUUGCCAUGAUGUCCACCGGAUCGACAGCCAACUUUAAGUUGAUUCAGAGUUUGUUUUUACUCCACUUUUUUCUAUAUAUAAAACUAUUCCAAUUUUGAUUUAGUCGGAUCUUCUAUCUAGUGUCCGAACUUUAUUUGUGUACCAUCUCGUUGUAGCUCUUUCUUCUUCCUUUCAAGUGCUCAACAUUCUCAUCUUAACAACUGUGGUCUUCUUCAACCAAGCACAUCUACAGUACCUAUCACGGACCGGGGAGAACCAAAAACGGACAGUGACCUAUCUUCCUCUAGUCUUGGGCCGAUCCAGACGAUGGCAAAAGUACGCAAGUACCUGACCUCUAACGUACCCCGAAAUAUCACGCAUGCGAGUGUAAUUUCCAGGUUGGAAACUCUCUCCCUCAACAUGAGAUCCUAUUUUACAAAUGAAGACCUCUUUACAAGAUCGCCCAGGCAUUAAUAAGGCGUAUAUGACCUCAAAACGUGCGAGACCAGGGAUGCUGGGAACGAAGACUUUAGUGACUUUUUCUCGCCCGAUGAGAAUUCAUUUUAGAAACAAAUUUUGACUUGUCCAGAUUAUUUUUCGAAACGCAUCUCAGAAGAUCAGUGCAGUCGUCAAUUGUCCAGUUUUUCUAAUACCUCUUUUCCCCUUACUAUCGUUGUCGCUAAUUCCUAUUUCUAAAUCUGUUUAAAGACACUUAUAAAAACGUAGAUGCAAAAAUAUUCCCGGAGGUUGCAAAAUUGACUGAAACAGUGAAAGAUCUUCGUAUGAAUGUUCUCCUGAUUUGCUCAUUUAUCUUUACUGUGCACAUUUAUUCAUUUCUUUCCCCAUUCAGCACUUUGCUCAUUGUUCAAUAAAAUUAGCAUGCUUAAUUCAGUUGGGAACUUUUUGAAAAGGCUUUCAACGUAGAAAAUGGAAAUCAUUCGCGUGAAGAGCUUCCGGUUGCAUUCGCAGUGAAAAGGUACCAAUUCAUGAGCAAGUGAUGCUCGGAAACACAAGCAGGUUUGCGAUCUCCUCAGUAUAUCAAAAAACCGAGAGGAAGACCUUUCACUUUGAAAUUUUCUAAAAUGUGGAGGGGUUUUUGGAGCUUUACGACAAAACGCCUGUGAAAACGCCUGCUUCGCCCCAUAAUUCCGACCUCCACCUCUCGAUAUAUAUAUAAUAUUUAGUUCAACGAGAGGACUUUUAAGCUGACUGACAAUAGGGGCACUGCGUUGGGUAAAGGAGUAACUACACUACUCUAAGAUUGAAAAGAUCCUAUGCAGUGCGUGACCUAUCUCAUGAAAUGUUGGCUGAAAUUCUGAAAUGCGUUUUCGAUUAGGAAGGAUUACUUGGUCGCGGUUGUGAUACUGAUUAUCUUAAGGCAUAACCUUAUAACAUUCUAGACUCGGCAGGAUGUCGGCUUUUAAAUGCACUUCUUUUAAAUCUCCUGCAGAAAGCGUGCUCGGUAAAAAAAAAUGACUACUUAAGUAGCAUGCAUUUUUCCCAUUGAUUUUCGAUGGUCUUUGAAAUUCAAAUAUAUUUUAUAGAAACCAUAAAAAAUAUGCUUUCUUUUAAUCAAUCAAUAGAGAAUCACGUCUUCUUUAUAUUUUAUACUUAAGAACGGAGUAUAAUUAGGUUUUAAAAAAGUUUUCUAAUUGCCGAAAAAUUUGGAGCCUGAUCAUUCGUUGCAUUAGCGCUUAGUGAUUACACUCUACAAGGUGCAUGCGUUCCGCGUAAAAAAAUCCCAUAAUUUUUCUCUGUCAUUAAAGAGAUAUCAUACAGGGUCCAUAAAAUUUUGCAAUAGAUGCGGACCAUGUACAUUUCAUGAGCAGCAAUGGUAAACGGCCAGGUACGAUGCUAUGUGAAUGGACAUAUCCCGGUCUUAAAAAGUCUGAUAGUUAGAAACUUUUUAAAAACCUAAUUAUACUCCUUUCUUAAGUAUAAAAUAUAAAGGAGACAUGAUUAUCUAUUGAUUGACUAAAAGAAAGCAUAUUUUUGUUUAUGGUUUCUAUAAAAUAUAUUUAAAUUUCCAAGACCAUCGAAAAUCAAUGGGGAAAAUGCAUGCUACUUAAGUAGUCAUUUUUUUUACCGAGCACGCUUUCUGCAGGAGAUUUAAAAGAAGUGCAUUUAAAAGCCGACAUCCUGCCGAGUCUAGAAUGUUAUAAGGUUAUGCCUUAAGAUAAUCAGUAUCACAACCGCGACCAAGUAAUCCUUCCUAAUCGAAAACGCAUUUCAGAAUUUCAGCCAACAUUUCAUGAGAUAGGUCACGCACCGUAUGUGCAGGACCUUUUUACAGAGGCCGAGGCUAGAGAAGUUCCCAUGCGCUGGCAUCAUGGAGAGAAAGAUACGCGUCAGGGUGAAUUCACAGUGAUGAGGGCUUUACGGGUCAAGCAGAAGCACCUAGGACAUCUGCCAUCUUUUUAUACGCAGAUACGCGAAGUAAGAACGCCUUGAUUCCCCCCUUGUCAAGAUAUGUUUUUUAAAGACAGGACUUGCUAAGUGGUAAGGAGUGCAAAUGUCUAUUCAGAGCCUGAAAAUGAAAAAAAGAAGAUAAGAUUGAUCCCCAACGAACCUAUUCAUUGUUUAGAUUUCAAAUGAAACUGUUCUAUCUGUACUUUCUAAUACCAUCUGUUUAGAGAAGCGACUGAUUGUCAAACAAUUCAGAACAUCUCACCAAACUACAAACUUUAUUGAAUAGUGUCGUAUUAUCCAAAUAUAUACUCAAUAAAUAUAAGUGUACUCUGGGCAUUAGAUCGACAAAGUAACAAAAUGCGUGUAAAGCAGAAUAAGACAAAGACAUAGAAUUAAAUUAAAUUGGAUCAAGAUCUAAACUACUUGUUUAAUUCUGCAAUGAAACACAGAAGGCUUAUUAGCUAGGGGGAGCAACUAAACGUUUUCACCAUCCAACAUAAGUAGACAGUCUAUAUCCAUAAAUGUAUUCGGAAUGCAAUAUGAAUUGCCGUCCGCCUGAUGUUUUAACCUUAGUUUUAACUCGGAUUACUUAAUAUAUGCCAAAACUAAUUCUUAAUACUGAUCAAUCAGGUUGCCAUUUUUAACAGAAUACACGUAGUCAAGGUCCGAGCAAAGUACACUAAAGAUCAUUCAGUCAUUACCGAAGUCUAUAUAUAUAUAUAUUUUAGUCAUCGGAUUGGUUGAAUUUUAAAAAUUGGAUCCACCUCGACGCUGCCGACCUGAAACAUGGCUCGAGAACACAACUGCCAGUUGGGGCUUCAGAUAAGCCUAGGGAAAGUUACUGUUAUAUAUGAUAAGCCACCGCACACAAAGUGACAAGGAAUAAAGCCAAAAGGUCAGGUGGUCAGUGUCUUUGCUAUCUUGAUGGGAGUUCAGUGACAUCUUAUCCUGGGAUUUUUAUGCAAAUAGCCAACGCCAGCCAGUUAAUGAGAAGAGACCAGCCGUCCUAGUCUCCCAUGUGUUCCUAUGUACUUUUUUCCGAAUAUUUUGCUUCGAUGCUGUUUAAAAAUAUAUUUGAGAAAUACCCGUUAAAUAUGUAUUCGAAUAUUUCGGGGUAUUACGUUUUGAAUGAAGCAAUUCAGUCUUUAUUUACCCAGUACGUUUUGAGCGAUACUUUGCGUUUUUAGGAAUUAAGUCUCUGAUCGGCGAGAAACGAACAGAAAAAUUAAUGCCUUUGCUUUUUUCAGAAAAUUGCCCUUUCAACCUGUGUUUGGCGAGGUUGGGUUCUGCAGCCCAACAUGAUUGAUACCAAUUGGUCAGCUUACUCAAACAAUAUUACUCAUCUUACCCAACUUAGCCACGCGCUAGAUUAGGAAGGGAAAGAGAGCGCAGGCAGAGCUUGAAGCACGCGCAGGGAAGCGAAUGGAGGUGGCGUGUGAACACUCUCCCCUGACACAGUCACUCACUGGAUUAAGAGGAUAUGGGAGAGAGUUAGAAAGAGAGAGACAGAAAGGAAUUCACUUUAUAUUGCAAUCAUAAAUUCACAAUUUCAGCAAAAAUGGGCUCCAUUCACUAUGAACAGCAAAUAGGUUAAUGGAUUACUACAGAGUCAGACUUUAACAGAAAAGGAACGAUUAUUAUGGGGGCAGUUUAAGUCUUAACUUCCGUAAUUCCAUUUCUUGGACAGCGUGCCAGGAAUGGCAAUACAGAAUCUCAAAAUGCCGAUGUGCGACAAGAGAUAAGUCGGAAGCCGCGAAGUAGCGGGUGGGAAGACCUUGCAGAAAUAAGAUGAGAAUGCAAAGGAUGGGCAACUUCCUCUAGAAAUCGACCAGCAAAUUGCUUGACAGCAGUGAAAUGUCGUUGUAGAAUAAUAUUGACUAAAAGGAGAUAAGGAACACCAACGGCAGAAGAGAGCAUUCGGAGGACUCGUUUUAAAAUUAAGAGAUCUUUUUGAGUAAAGCAGGAAAAAAUGUCAAGAGGAAAAUAGAGGAUAAGAGGAAGAAUGCAGGCGUAUAUGAAUCGUCAAAAUAAGGGCUGGGGUAUGUGGUAGGAACGUAGACCGCGAGUGAAAUAAAGACGUUUGCGAACUUUAGUAAGUAGGGGCUCAAUAUGGAGGGAAAAAGAAAGGUUUGAUGACAAAGUUGCACCAAUGCACCUGAAAGAGGAUGCCGCGUUGGGAAGGACGUAAAAAUAUUCCGGAAUAGGAAAGGAUCGCAGUCGGAAAAUAUACUGAAAUGAUUUUUUGAUUGUUUAUUAGGAGACCAUUUUCCUCCGACCAAACUAGGACAUGGUUAAGACCAUCCCUUCGAGACUGGAGGUGUGUCUGACUCUUGAGAGGGUGUCCAAAAACCACAUCAUUAUCGUACUUAACCAAAAGGCAGUCGAUAUGGGAUCUUAGAUUGUCAGUGUGGAGGGGGAAAAGGUGAGGGUAUAGAACGGAAUCUUGAAGACCUCCGCAGUCAUCGGGAAGGACCGUAGAUUUCCGCUUGCCAGAUUGGACACAUUGAGUGCGGGAAGUAAAUAAUCGCUAAGCCAAGAGAUGACCCAGCCUGGAGAGCCGCACGCGAGUGUUUUGGUCGGGAAAAGAGGGCGCAGAGAUUAGUCAAGCGAAGUACAUGCGCACUCGCGGUAACCCUUAUCUAAUUCUUUUAGGGCAGUGUGGACCACAAGAGCAACAGAAUCCGAAGUAUUACGCCUGGCUUUAUAUGCAAAUUGUAGAGGAUAUGAAAACUGGAAUAGCAUGGCUUUAUAAUAUCUAGGGCAACUGUUUAAGCAAGCUUUAGAAGUGUGGAAGAGCAGGUAAUUGGACGAAAAUAUUGAGGGCCAAAAUUGGCGGAUUUUCAUGGAUGGGAGUGAUUCUCAUUGUACAUCAGGCGUCAAAAAUCUUGGGCUCCAUGAAAGACAUGUGGACAGCAUGCGUUAAAAUGGGAGCUAUCUGAGAUCAACAAGAUUUAAGGAGAAAAGGUGAGGUACCAUCCGGUCCGACAGCUGCUGAUCCACGGACCAUUUCAAAGUGUUUCUCUACUGUUUCCACAGACACGGGUUGAAAGUCACAUGGUGAUAGGGGAAUGCUAUCUGAUGGAAGAUGGGAGUCAUUGUGACUAAAGAUGAAAUUUUUGUUUAAGGAGUCUAAAUCAGGAUCCACAUGUACAAGUGUGCUACGAUGGCCAGUAAGACGCUUAGGAUUCUUUCAAAUUCCAGUUGAGAAAGGGAGAAAAAGGGGAUGAAGAAGAUGUUAAAGCUGAUUAACAAACAGGUCAUUUAGCCUGGCAAUCUCUGCUUUUGUAAAGAUGGUAACGUACUUAAGCCUGUCACGUAAGCCUAGCUUGUGAAGGAUUUCUUUUUCGCCUUAAAAAUUGACAUAGGGAGAAGGAAUUCUGUCCGGUCGUACCAUAACGGUAUCAACAGGACAGCAAAUAUCAAAAAUUUCAUUUAAAACCGCUGUUUUGUUGGAAGAACAUGUUUUAGCAUUCAAUUAUUUAAGGAAAUCAGGAAUAUUAUAAGAUAUGCAAGUCUAAAGCAGGCAAAGUUUUUUGUGCGGACGUGUUGCGAACCUCCAACUUUCUCUCGGGCUUGGCCAACAGUGCAUGGUAAGAGAUGGAAUAGAUUUUUGGAAGAUCCAACAAAGUGCAAAUGAUCAGAACUCGGCAACGGAGCCCUAUGUUUAAUACAAAAAGCUUGAUGUGGUUGGUCACAAUGUGAUCAAGAAGGGCAUCCGCGCGAGUAUGGAAGGAGACAAGACCAUCAAAAACUAAAAGUAUGACGCAACGUGAAUUCAUGCGAGUAAAGUCACCGCAUAAGGGAAUAAGGUAUUCGCGGCACAAUAAAGCAGGGUUUUGUGAAAUAAUGUCGACAAAAUGGGCUAGAGCACCUUCACAUUGAGAGGGAGAAUGUAAAUACUAACAAAUAUAAUGUCUUUAAUAGUACUCAACAAACGUGGACUGUAUAGAACAACGAUGACGUCUAUCAAACCAGCAGAGAAAGAAAAUACGGACUUGCAUGCUCUACACCAAUUUUAUUAACAAAAACAGUAAUGCCUCCACCUCUGCCAAAUGAUAGAGAUUUUCUAUCCGUUCGAAAGCAUCAGAAAGACGGAGGAGUAAAUAGUUGCUUAUCAGUGUCAUUAUUUAACCACGUCUCUUGAAGACAAAUCACUUUAGUUCUAUCGUCUUCUUAUUUCGACCAAAGUAGCACCAAAUCGUGAGCUCUAUUUGAAGACCGACCGACAGUUUGUCGACAAGAAGCCUAGAAUUGUCAAUUUGUUCUUUGGCUGACGCUUAAAUGCGAGCUGUCAAACGCACCGGUGUUUUUUGCGAUUCAUAGGCUUUUGUUGACGCAAAUUUAAUAAAUUUAUCGCAGAGCGGUCACAAAUACAACAUAUUGGCCGAAAAUUGCAAUCACAACUGGAAGGUCCCUGAGGGUACCGUGUAGUAAUUCGCAAUGCAUGGCCAUUGUGAUGGAACCGAUGGAAUUGCAUACCGUCUAGACAAUUCCAUUAGCAAGUUUACUUGGCCACUCGCUGGAUGAGGAUUAUAAAGAGAGUGCAAACAGGACUCGAAGUGUGUAAAGUGAUAUGUGAAGUAACCGAAGCUGGCGUGUGAGCACUCUUCCCCCGUGGCACAGUCACUUGCUGAAUUAAAAUGAUAAGUAAGAUGCAAAUACGUGAUAUUUGUAAAGUCAGCGUAUUCGCAUAUAUCGAAAUCAUUUUGGAAAGCUAACCGCAUGAUAUCACACAAGUGGGGCUGUAGAACCAAACCUCGUUCUACUUUUCACAUCGAUUUUAAGGCAGUCAAUGGUAACUCUGAGGUUUUCGUGGUUUUGCUUGGGAUUUGGGCAGUGUUCUGGAGGAUUAAGUCUCUGUCUCCAAAACUUAUUCUCCCUUUAGUAUACACCUGCAUGUUAGAUAUGCUGACUCGGAAAUAACCCUCUUGAGCAGGAAUUUCAUCGAUCAUGAUACAGGGUAUGUUUUUACUUUUGAGCCUUGAGACCCACUAUAGAUUACUCCCAAGUAUUUGCGUAGUGACUAGUAAGUACGCAGAAGGAGUAUUACUAAAGGCAAAGGAGACUGGGAUGGUCAUUUCGGGUCUAUCAGCUGUCAUCGGUCAGUCAUACCGACCCACAUGUAGCUUAGUGUUAUAGCGUUGGACUUAUACGUCCCCACUGCCUAACGCAUCCAUGUUCAAGUCCCAGUCCAUUAAAGCCUGACUUUGGGUAUGACUAGCAAACGACGGCCAGCAAGCCAGAAAUUGCCACCUUAAUCUUUCUUGUCUUUGCUGGUGCUACUUUCUUCCGGUUACUGGAUAAUGCACUUUUGGAAAUAUAUCGGAUUCAGCAGGUUCAAGUAACUCAGCCUAGUGAAGCAAGCAUUCCAUCAGGAAUUUAUGACAUCUAGAUGCUUGGCUAUGCCAGUGUGCAUUUGUAGCAUGUAUAAAAAGCACGAAGCUUUGGUCGAAUUACCCGCAUAUUAGUCCAAAUUAAGCGUCAUUACGUGGGACGUUAAUGUUGGAGUCGGGAUUUUACCCUCCUAUUUUGAUUCCUCACGUCACUUUGAUAAUCUUAUGCAAAUUAAUAUUGCCGUGGUAGCCGUACACCAUGUUUUAAGUCUUCUUUCGUCAUUCUAGGACUGAAAUCGUGUUCCUUGCAGUGGAUCUGCAAAAAAUAAUCUUCGGAUUUCAUCUUAGGGAGGAAAGAUUAUUAGCGCCGGAUAUAGAAGUAUACGCACUCACUUGGAUUUAAAAACACAAGACGAAGCUUCUUCAAUAGGGUAGUGUUCAUCACUCUCUUAUUAAAAAUUUAAAAGUAAACUUUGAUCGCCGGAAGUGUACUUUUGAGUCCUGUUGCAUCCUAUGCACACAACAAACUAGGGUUAGAUGACUGCCUACUUGUUUUAUUAAAGCAAUCACUGACCUAACUCACUGAACAUCACGUGUAGCUGUGUUCAUUAGUCUGAAUGCUUAGAAUACAGUCCGCACACAUGGGUCCUGCUUAAAUAUGGGUACGGCAAACAGGUAGUGGUCCAGAGGCACACAGAGGGGCCUUCGAGUGAGAGGGGAAUUUAAAUGGAUACACUGUAUCUGCGUAGUAAGUACAGCGGCCACCGUUAAUAACUAAUCAAAAGUAUGCAUAAUCGCUCAAUAAAUAUGCAUUUCAUCGUUUUCCUUUCACAGCUUGUGCGUAUCUUGCCUAAACCUGGACUGUCACUGUGGUUGUACAUCAUGCAGAGCGCAUAGAGAACAUUUGUGAAUUACUAAUGUUCACCUAUCUUUCGCCUGCACAAUGACCUAUAACGAUUAUUCCAUAGUUCUCAGUAGAAAUAAGAUAAAAGCCGGGAAGAUCAUUGUGCCUAAUGUCACUGCUUGCUUUAUGCAUUAAAAGGACAAACAUUUGAGCUAGAGAGACCGACGGCGAGUGAUAUGCUCUACUGCAUAAAUCUACUAUUUCGCAACGUUGCCUUCUGUACGAUUUCCCAUGCCUCAUUUUCGGGGAGGAAUUGGUUCGCAGGAUCUCUUAUUUUAGAGAACUCGUAUUUCUGUAUGCACAUACACAGCCUACGUUUUCAUGCUGGAUGAUAUAAAUUAAGAAGUUCAGUUAGGUUCUCUUUGUAAAAUGGGACAAAAUACGAUUCAGAAUUUUUAAAUCCACUCGCUCUCGAAACCGAAACAUGAGAUUAAAAUUAAGACUAUACCUUGUUUUGAAUUAAUUUUAGCUUUAGUCACUAGUGUAUUUUUCACCUGGGCCUUUUAAAUCCAAUGGAAUAAGUUUUUUCACAAGUAUGUAAAGUAAAUUUUUAGUUGAUUUUACAAUGAGGAUUAGGGUCAAAUAGCUGCUGAGAGAAAAAAUAGAGAUUGAGGUUGAGACUCGCUCCUUAACAAAGGUUUAUGACUAAUGUCUGGAUUUAGCCGGGAUCUGAACUCUCAGGUGGAUUUGAAAGAUAAAUUUUAUUUUUACUUCUGUGCAAAAUAAAAGUUAUUGUUUGCCACAAAACGUAUGCCAUGCAGCAUAAUCUUUUUUCGUGCCGAAAGCUAUUGUAAAAUAGGAAGUGAAGAAAAUUGAACACAGCAUUUCUGUCGCAGUUUUAUUCACUAGACUUCUCGUAAUAAGAGACAGCAGCAGAUAUUGUGGUGUCGCACACCAAUGGGACAGGUCAUCUGACACUGAAGAUUUGACUAUCCGAUAAAAAUGUGCCAUAAAAUUUGCAGCCGCCUUCUGUCUCAGUUUGCAUAAGAAGCGAAAGGGCAGCAAAUUUAUUCAGAUGUUCGGCGUAUGUUAGAAUCUACUUACAGCUUACGAGAAGGAGACUGGAGAAAAGCUGUUACUCUUUUGUUCUAUCGUCCAAAAACUAAUUUAAAUAUACGCCUAGUAAUUUUUUGGCGGAGUGAACUGGAAAGGCAAUUUUGUGCUAGACAACAGGCUGAGUGCAAAGCGAUACUAGGAAAGCAGUCCAUAAAUGACGCUGGGUUGUUCAAGAUAAAACAGUCUCCUGUAUAGAAUACGAAGAUGCAAUCACUGAACCAAGAAAUUUAUUGGCCUGAGUUUUCAAAUUCCCACUUGACACCAUCAUCAGAGGCAGUCGCAAAUAAAGGUCUCCUGUAUCGUGAUAUCUGCAUAUUUUUGAAAAGGUAAACGAAAAAGUUCCUCUAGCUGCCUUAUUUGCUUUUAAGCGAAUCCAGAUAUCUACUAACUGAACGCGACGCAAAACCAAAACCUUUGAAACAGCGUUGAUGCUACGAUUUCCUACAUAGCAUGGAAGGAUUGCCUAAAAGAAAAUUUUCAGGUGAUUGGUUGUUUACGGUUUUUGCCACAAGUCCAAACCAGCAGUGCUCAAAGCAAACUGUCGUUAUUGCUAUAGCUUUCUGAUUCGUGUACCACCUGCUUGCAGUCUCGGACGAUUUAAAUAUUUGUAGGAGGGUAAAUCGCGUCUGUGGUACAGACAACGCGUAAUAAUAUGACGAUCACGAACUCCGUAGCAGAGCAGUUAAAAGAGUCUACUUUUAAUUAAUAGUUUAAUACUUCAGCAGAUUAAACGAUUCCUCUGAACCUUUUAGUCCGGAAAGCUCUGGGGACUGAAAUACCUUCGUAAACCCAAAAACACUGCGACGUUUUCAGUGGUGACAUUUUAGCUUUUGAGGGACGAAAACAUCGUUUGUUGACGUUAUCCGAUAAGAUUAUGAACUCGUCCUGAAUGGCUUCAGUAGCAUCAUUUUGCAUUAAGUGCUGCAACAGCAGUGAGGCCGAAAAAUCUAGUUUAGCGUGCGAAAACCAUGCAUGCGAAUACCUUAACCUCACGUAGACGAAGUAUCUGAUAUGAGGUGCUUUAAAAUAUCGGUCUUUCAAAGUGUAUUCUUUACGUCCCCAAUAACCUUUAGCUGGAAUUCGCAGAGUCAAGUAAGGUGCAGUAAAAUCAGUUACUCAUUUCGCUUCGAAAAUUAACACAGAAUGGUUCGAGACUCUUGUUCGAAUUCCGAAUUACAAAAUGCGAAGAAGCCCUUUAUAAGCCGGGUUUUUCCGUCUAAUCUGCCGACAAUGGUUCGUGGGUAGUUCCCAGUGAACAGGUUACCAAAGCCAGAUGAAUAUGGGUUGCUAAACUCCAUGGCACAUCUUCCGUACAAAUACCUGCUUCAAACGACAGUCAAAUCUGCCUGUUAUACGAUUUUACCCAAUGCAUUCUGACUUAUCCAACGCGUUACUUUGUCAUCAGGCUGGUCACAGCACUUCACACCAAUCUUGCAUAACUUUGAACGAACCUGAUAGCAGCCCAGGGAAAGUUCUGAGUGUUUUUACCGAAAAGACAUUCAACCGGUCUGUCAACAAGAUUCUACUUUAAGCUUUGUUUGUCCUGACAUGUGGUUAGCUUAUUACUUUAUGACGAUGUUUGCCAAGCCGGAAAGUGCUGUUCUACUUAUCCACGUCUUUUCGGUGAAGCCUUUAUGUGUUACGCAUUUUACCUCGGAAGAAUACCCAGCGGUAUACCAUUCACGGAAUGACUGGUGUAUGGAUGAGGCGUGGACACAUGAUACAAUAAAAUUCCCCAUUCUGCAAGGUAGCGUUUAGUUAAGUUGCUUGUCUGUUUAUGUCAUCCGUUCUUCUUGUGACCGGUCCAAAGUUUUUGGAUCCGUGCUUCUCAACCGAGUAAUAAAUGAGCAAGAUUGUGGACGUCCACCUCAGUUUCCAUCUUUCUGUUCUUUUAAUUUAUCUGCAUCACUGUUGAAGCGCAAACUAUUUUCUACCAGACCCAGCGUCUAAAACACCCGACUUCACAGGCUCCGCCAACGACUAAUUAUUUCCUUAGUUUUGCUACUUGCACAUUUUAAGUAGCACUUUUAAGCGAUUCCAAUCUGCACAUUUGCCAAAAUCUUCGAAUGACCAUUUUCCGGCUGCAUGCAAAAUCCACGUUCUACAAAAAUGACUAUUUAAGUAGCAUGAAUUUUCUAAUUUUAUCCUCGAUGUCCUUAGAAAUUCAACUAUAUUUCGUAAAAAACAUAAAAUAUUUAUUCUUUCACUCAUUAGGUAAAACAUUACGUCCUCUUCCAAUUCUGUACUCGAAGAAAGGGUUGAUUCGGUUUCAAAAACUUUAUAUUUCCCGAAUAAUUUUAAAUACGACUUGCCGUUACACUUGAACUCAGGGUUUAUAAUCUACAAAUCGUAUAUUUCCCGCAUGCUGAAAACCAUGCCUCUCGACGCUGAAUCAAGAAGAGACCAUAUGGAGUUUAUAAAAUCUAGGAGGGCAUUAGAGCAAUAUUGUGGAUUAUACAAGCUACAUUAGUGAGUGCUGAGAUAAAAUAUUCUAUGAAGGGGCAUUUCACGGUAUUAAAGGUCUCAUUUUUUAAAAACCGAAUUGCACCGUUCCUUCCAGCAUAAAAUUGGAAAAAGACGUAAUGUUCUACAAAAUGAGUAAAAAUUUAUAUUUUAUGCAUGUUUUCCUCGAAAUUUCGUUGCAUUUUAAGGGCAUCAAAAAUCAAAAAAGAAAAUUCAUGCUAUUCAAGUAGUCCUUUUUAUAGAACGUGGUUUUUGCAUGCAACUGGAAAGAUGUUCGCUCGAAAGCCAGCUUCCCGGUGUAACUGAAUGAUUAUAGAAUUAUGCUGCAAAAUGAUUAAUUUCAAAACCCUACCUAAGUAAUCUUUUCAAAAUGAAACCGCAUUGCAGAAUUUCGUUUGAAAUUUCAUGAGCUAGCCCACCUACUGUAUAACAUUUUCUCGGUAUUUAUGCAGUUACUGUUAACAACUAUGGUAGAUAUACCCCGAAGAUAUCGCAUGUGAUUGAGAGUGAUGAAAAACUCAGUCUUCCCUAAAGCUCCAGCGGACACAAGUGGUUUGCUCUUUUUCUAACUUGGGAGGGUCCUGGUUUGACUAUUUUUGAAUAGACUGUCCCUUUUAUUUUAACUUUUUAGAGACCAGUCAACGUUAAGCACAUUUUCAUAUAUUAUGUCCAAUUCUAGUUUUGGAUUUUCUACCUUUUCAUAGACAUUUUCUACAUUCUAGAUUUUCACUUUAAAUUUUCCUAUAUUAAGUACAUCUCUUGCUGUAGAUUAUGGUAGAUCAAAAAAUGCCGUUCAUAUUUGUUUUUGUUUAAAUAUAUUUUGUUGUUCUUUUGGGUUUUAAAAGCUGUUAGUGCGACUUUACCCUAACCUUCAACCUCAAAAGUAUUGUCAAUACUUCUUAUGGGGCAAUUGUUCUGGAAGAUCAAAUUGCAUUUACGAGGAAAAUAAAAACGAAAAAUGCAAUGUUAACGGGUUCUCAAGGACGCUUAUCAUUAUUUAAAGGACUCUGUAUUAUCUAAUUCACGAAAUGGUUUAUGUAGUCCCUUUUCCCCUCGUCUGUGCGCCGCUUUGGUUUGUCUUUCGUAUGUCCGCAAGCUGGGUCACCGGAAUCAUGUAGGGCCUCGGCUUUGCCUCCUAAAACCAAUCAAAUUGGGCAUUUGAAAAUCAGUAGCGGGUUUGCUGUCGUUGGAAGCCCACCAGAAGACAUCAGUCAGUUAAAUUGGUCUUUGACGUCCUUCUGAAACACAGUCAUUGGUAGUUGAGUGCAAUUCUACUUCAAGGUCGCAGGAUUCCUGGGCUCUCGUGAUUGUAAAUUUUGUCCGAAAUUCACGUUUGAAACAAAUGUACUGUUUUGCCUCUGCUAGAAUGAAGCAGUUGUGUGGAUGCCUUAUUUGGUUGCAGUCUGCUGAAAGUAAGUCACUUAGCUGCUGAGGUUUGUCCCCUACUUACUCGGUGGGUUGCCAAGGCCUCCCGUGUCCCCUUGCCCUAACUCACUUUUAAUUAUUUCUUACUAAAUGACUCGUCUUUCGGCAGAAUCAUCAAUAAAGAAUCGGCAAAGGUUUCUUAUUUGAUCACCCACCCGGCAAGGCACGGGAGUAGAAACGUCCCGUAAUACAAGUGGCCUCGUACUAAAUUCCAGCGAAAUUAUUGCCAAAUUUAGGGUUUGGUCUGACGUUAUGUUUAAAGUUAGAAUUGUGUUUAGUGUAAAAGCAGGGUUAGGAAUAAAACUGUGGUUAACGCUAGGGUUAGCACACCGGCACUAGAUGUCCUUCCUUGAAUUUAACGCGAGGCCACCUAUAAUACAGUAGGGGGGGGGAGUUUUCCUAUUCCCUUGUCCUGCUGGAGGAGCUAUAUAAGAUAUAGUCAACAAAAAUCGACCAAUAAUGCGCCCUGGUCCGUUUUAUCUUACCAUGGCACUAGCAUAAUUAGGCCCUGAUAUAAGUGAAAAUAGACACUGGAGAUGUUUUAGUGGUGGUCGCAGUGCUAAGGUUCUCUUUACCACGUGAUUAAUGGUUAAGCGGAAGGGCCAUCAUUGUUGCUUGGCUCUCUGUCCUGCCUCAGCAACAAUCUCUUUUACUAUCGAACGUGAUGUCAAAUGGCCUCCUCGGGAUUUACAAUCUUCCACACGUCUUCCUUUCCGUCAUUACUUUCGACAAAAAUACGGGCUGCCUAAUCUCCCAUUCGCAACGGGCAGCAGCGGAGUUGUCUGAAGGGGGCAGCAUAAUCCUUGAACUUUGGAAAAGGAAGGGAAAAUAACAGACCUGCCGGCUAUUACGGAGUGAUGGGUGUCCGACGAAGAGGUAGAAGAAAAAGUCUAUGGUGCUGAUGAGGGGUAAGCGUGAGUGGGGGUGGCAGAUGCGAAUUCGGACACGCCUGUCAAGGUACACGUACAGGCGCUUGGACAAAAAUGACAGCACCGCUUGUUUGGACAGACGGCUGGAAAAGGCGUCGGUUUACCUAUGAUGACGGUGCCCCUCAUCCUAUGCAUCUGCGCACCUAACACAGUUUCUACGAGACUGGGCGGCGUAACGGCCACUCGCCUGUCAGUUCGUUGGGAUACCAUCAUCAUCUCCGGUUGCGCUGACCGGCAGCACACUAGUAACACGUCUGUAGGAUUAGCUCUGCGCAGUGGGUAACCUAGGGGGUGGCGGCUUCUGCUUGGAGGGAACUCUUUCUGAACACCUUAGUAUUUCUGCAUUAUAUUUUACUGUAUAUGCCAGGUGGAGGAAGAAGGUGAGGCAGGCACAACAAUAUGAACACGUUUUUUGCAAGAGAAAGGUUGAGCGUUUGACGAAAGGUCGUUUUGCCUAGACAAUCAGCUAAUAUUUUUAUAAAUGUGCGAGUUUCAUCAAUCUUUUAGACUGAAUCCUUGUUAACUGUUACGAUAACCGUGGGAGUAUUAAUUUACUGUCAACUGGUUUGGGCUCAGUUCAUGGAUACGUAUACUUGGACGUCGUACUAUCUGGAUAUCCGAUUUUUUUCAAAAUUUCUAUAGUUGUAAAAACACUGCUUCAUAACUUUCAGCCUCAUCGGCAUAUAUUUCUACAUAAAUUGAAAGAGUGUAUACUUGAAUUUUCUAUUUCUACCGAGAAAAACGAGAUGAAACACCAAAUUUAAAUGCUCGGGAAGUAAUCGUUUUGCUCCAUUUAAUAUUAUGCAGUUCUUAUUGGUGAAUUUAUUUCCGCUGAAAUCUAGAAAAACUGGAGGGCUUUGGAAAACCGUUUUUCUGGAUUUGGAGGCCUGAUUCUGUGUUUGGAAGUAAACUAGAGAGAAAGGCAAAUAGUCAUAUGUCCAGUCUGCCUGUUUAUGAUUAUACGGGGGAAAUUUCAUGGCGCAAUAUUCGAUAAUAAGAACAAGUAUCAUCCUGAAAAUGAACGUACACGCUCUGGUCUGGAGUUUUUUAGAUCAUUAUUAACAUGCGCAUAGCAAAAAAAUUACCGCGGUCCAGGAUCCUAACACUAAGGGUAGAACGUCCUAUCAGGAGCGAUUUAUUAAAAAACGAUUUUUUGCAAACGCAUUUUUAAAGCAUAAUACUGUUUGAAGAAUAAAUGUUGGCACCAAACCUGAUUCAAACUGGGUUCAGUUCUUCAAAAGGCUCUUUUUCGGACGAUAUUUAAAGUACACAGUCGCAUUCGGCAAACUAGAAAAUAUAACAGGAAUUUAUUUAAACGGCAUAAUACUAAAAACCGCUGCAACUGACAUAAGUCCCCCAAGCAGUCUGGUCAUUUUUAUUAAAGGAAAUCAGACACCUGUGUAUGGCAGUGCACGCUGUGAUGCAAACUUCCACAAGGCAGCUGGACCUGCCAUCGUUAAAAUAAACCCACAUCUGUUCGCUUUACACGAAGGGCUGGAGGAGUAAAGAAGGCUUUUGAAAUCAGGUUAGUUCGCAAAAAAUACUGUCCUAGAUCACGAGGGGUAGUCAAACUAACAAGAUACGUUGCUUAAUUACAUGUAAGAAUCCUUCGUCCCGGAUAAAGAUAAAUGUCUGUUUAUUCGAAAUUACAUACUAUUCAGGGUGUCAUCACUUGGGCGUUCUACGCAGUGUCGGGAGGACGAUGUUAAAACAGUUUGGGUGAAGGAAUUCUUUUUUGGAGAACUGUGGAGGCAUUCAAAUGUCUUGACUUCGAAAUGAUAGGGUUUCAAACUUCUGAGGUCACAUUGCUUUUUUCGACUGCUCUGUUCAAGGUGCAUAUCUCGACCUUCUGCUGAUGACAUGCGUUCGUUCAGCUAAACGCAAAACCCCAUGAUCGGAAAGUCGUUUCUUGAAAUAAUCUUAGACAUACAGACAUUAAGGAAACUGGAACCAGGCAGCUAACUGUAUUGUAAAGAAGAUGAAGACCCGUUCUCUGGGACAGAGAUCGGGUCUUCAUCUUCUUUACAACAAGAACCUGGGAUUCACAUAUUCGCAUCCAUCCGCUAACUGUAUUGUCCAAACUCAUUGAAUUAUCCCUUAUUUCAGUAAGUUUUGUCGACGCAUCAGUACUAACAUUUGAUCAAUGUUCCACCUUCAAACAAAAGGUUUGGGCAGCGAAACGUUGAUAUUACUUGGAAUUCUAAUCCGCGGCAGCUCACGUCAAGCAACCAUUGUAGAUACGAAGUUAAGCAUAUCUAUUGAAAUCUUCCUCCCUUUCUAACCUUGCAAACAGGAAUUUAUAUGCUAGGUAGGAUUCAAACUACGGACCAAAUUUUUUAGAUAUGUAAAUGCUUGUACUGAGCCUUACCUAAGAAUUCGAUUACGUGAAAGCUACGUAACUAGGUACGAAAGUUGGAAAUAUUGUUGUUGAAAGGAAGGGAAAAGAGUGAGACGACUUUUCCUAAUUGCAAAUCGAACAAUAAGUUAAUGUUUUGGCUAGCUAACAGUAAUGUGUUUUAAAGCGCUUGAUUACAAACGUCUGCACUGCGACCUAACCUUGGCUAAUGUACAGCCUUUUAUGCAUUAUGAAGUACAAAUAUUUGGCGAGCUCUGGUCCCGCAGUCCCACUUGAGUGAUAUCAUACGGUUAACUUUCAAAAACAUCUUGGUAGAUAUGAAUAUGCUGGCUCCACAGAUAUCACGUAUUUGCAUCUUGCUUAUCAAUUUAAUCCAUCGAGUGACUGUGUCACAGAGGGGGAGGAGUGCUUAUACGCCAACCGCCGUUACUUCAGAUAUCUCUUUUAACGCGCUCCCCCCUGCAUGCUUCGAGUCCUGCCUGCGCUCACUUUAUAAUCCUGAUCUUGCGAGUGGCCAAGUAGACUUGAUAAUGGAAUUGUUAAGACGGUGUGGAAUUCCAUCGGUCUUACCACAGUGGCCACGCACUGCGAAUUACCAAGCAGUACCCAUAUCAUCUUAAUCCAGUGCAUGGCUUUGUCGGGGAGGGAGUGUUUACACGCAACCUCCACUCACUUCCUCACGCGUGCUUCGAGAUCUGCUUGCGCUCUCUUUCCUUUCCUAGUGAAGCGAGAGGCUAAGCUUGGGAUGUUAAGUAAAAUUGUCUUAGUAAGCUAACCAUAUGGUAUCAAUCAAGUGGGACUGCAGAAUCAAACCACGCCAACUAUUUUUCUUCCAUGCUGGCUUUCGUCAAAUCCGUUUCACUCAGACCAUAAACGGACAGAAGCCACAGUGGCCUGCAAACUUGUCGACUACUUAAUAUGUAAGCCUCGCCCUCAGCAGGCUAUGCGAGCGUACCCACAGUAUAUUUACUCCUGAACUUGUUCACAAGCCUAGAUACCCCCAAGCACACUUAAAUGUCUGGACUAAAAUGAGCCCCCAUAAUCAUUCGAUGAUUUAGCGCGUCAACACAAACGACCGGAUCAUUUUUCUCCUAGAACAGGCCCUUUUAGUAUUAAAGAAAUCACCGAUCUCAUGUACAUAUUUCGCUAUACUACCUAUUUUGCAAGACGGUAUGAAAUAUACAAGAAAGUCCCUACGACGUAAAAACCGUCCAACCCGGACCGCAAAACUCCGUUAUUGGAAAAACUCCCGUUAUUCUAAUGAAGGAAAAGCUAAACUGAUAAAUAAAACGGUAGUGCCAAAAAUCAUGACUCUAACAAACGGGUAUACUACAUGUCCCUCAUUUAGGACUAAAUGAAACCGUAUAUAAAGAAAUGAGAUAAUCAGUGGAAGGGACAAAUUAAAAUAAAAAACAAAUGUCAGUACUUGCUCUGCUGUCCGUUUAUAUUUAGUAAAUUAUUCGACCGAUAGGCGCGGAACCGACCCAUGUUUUUAGGAGGCUUUCAUUUUCAUAGGUGCUAAGCACAAAAACAAGCCUCUGGUUGAGCCCUUAGCUAUUGUUUAAACCAAUUAGGUUCUCUCGUAACUGCUUUUAGAAGCACACCUCUUUUGAGCGGUGAUCAGAAGAGUGAACCUGAAAAAUUAUGACUUCAAUCCGGCACCAUUGGAAUUCAUUGAAACCAAAUUCGCCGACCAAGACUAUUUAGGCACUUUCUCAGCUAUAUAAAUUUGAAACAGGCAUGCACGGAAAGGUCUACUGGUAUCAACAAACUUCGCGACAGCUUAUCAACUGCAAUUCGUCGCAGCAUAAAACCUUUUCAGUAAAUUUUUUGUACGCACUAGAAUGUGAACUUCGCUCUUUUGCAUUGGGUUUUCUGCACAAAUUUAAAUUGCUGUACGGGUUGCAGUCGACUGGGUAUCGUGAAAGUUGCGACUGUAUACUUGUUGUUAAAAUUGAUCAAGAUGUUGACAAACUUCCUCGUGUUGAUGGCAUCCGUUACUGACAGCGGGAAUGACCACCCAUCGAGCCAGCAGCCAUCUAAACCUUCAGGCUUUGAUGGUGCUCUACAGUUGUAAUUUGUUCAGCGUGUUAUCGUGGGAAGUUCUUUUGACAUGCGACCAUCUAGGUCACAUUCGUAGGCUUUUCUAAAAAUAGGACAUCAUCACGUCAGUAAAUGCUUUUCUAUAAUGAAUCUGGCUAACCAGCUUACUUCUGGCAAAUAAAAUAUAUUUAACAAGUCUAGUACAUAAAAAGGGCUCGUCCUGACCUUCAUCAACAGAGAUGAAAUGCAUCGACUUUUAAUAGUUAUAUAAAGUCCUUUCAUUAAACGCUCCUAAAAGGUAUGUAACGAUCUGGUUUCCAGUUAAUUAAAUCAUUUUUUGUGUAUAUUAUUUUGGUUCGUCAUGCUUAUCUUCCGGUAUGCGUCUGCAAUGAAUAUUUCGCCACAGAACGAGCUUACUGAUAUUUAAAAUACUUGCUACCGUCUCAGGUGGCAUUUAUUUUACUGCCUUUUUUGUGUUCGCUCAGACUGGAGGACAAAAAAAUUGCCUUCCAAAAUUCAUCGUAUGUAAAAAAGAAAAAUGGCAGUAUUUUGCGGCAUCUUCUUAUAUAUGUGGUCACAUCUUGUAAUUUUCAUUUGUAAAGCAAACCAUUGCCAGGCAGACUGCCGGGUGAGCUCCUGGGAAGGGACCUCGUGGACCUUGCCAGCAGCUAAAGCAUUAAUAUUAUUCUUAAGCAAGCUAUUACACAGGAAGAAUUCGAGGAAAUGUUGCCAGCUCCAACCAACUGUAUGGACAGUUGCGCCUUCCAGUGGUCCUGUAGAACCAACUACACUGCCCUCCGGGGUCUGCGCCAUCCAAGUGCGUACGCGAACAGCGGGCGGCAUUGACAGACUGUAAGCUACGUCAUCCUCGCAAAGAUGGCUCAUUCCGGAUAUUGUGCAGAUCCCAACGAUUCCUUUUUAGUGAUUUACAAGCUUCCAUCGACCCAUGCAAAGCCACUGCUACAGCCUCUACUACCAAUAGCAGAUGCGACCACAAUCAGGUUAUGCAAGCCGGUCUGCAAUGCAAGGAAGUAAUUCGUGCAGAGCCCUCCGCAUGUAUCAUGCGUUAAAGUGAGUUAACCUGACACCUGCAUGCAGCAUUUUGCGUCUUUUUACCUUCCCUCCGCUCACUGCACAUACUUACCUGGCUAUAUGAUACCUACUACCUCUAAUUUUUAUUCCAUACCCUUCAACCCCAUUUGCAUAAAACGACGAACACAAUUAUUUUUUUUAAUUACCAAAAUGUUCUAAUCGAUUCCAUCAUAAACCGGUUUGAUGAAUUUUUAUCGGAAGCAGACGUAGAUUCACCAACUGGUUUUCUGAAUUAUUACCAGUCAACUACUUUUUCAACCCUUAUUAGGCUCUCUACAGUAGACAUGAAAAUCGAGGAUGUUCAAAAAAACACUGUGGUUGUUGACAAAUGUCAUUUUUCAUACCUAGCCGCAUCCCAUUUUCGCGGAUGAUAAUUCGCUUUUUUAACUAGAGCGGCACUUCCCAGCAUAAUGCAUGAAAAUUCGCGGCCUUUGGAUGCUCAUAGAACAUACCCUGGCUAUAAAAAACUGAUUAUUUUAGACCCAAAUACCCUGAUUAUCUUUCAUAAAACACUGACAGAUUUAUGCAAUUCAAACAGCUACCGAAUUCUUAUGUAGUUGAAUCUAUGGAUUAGAUGCGCAAAGUAGGUUAGCGCAUAACUCGGUCCGAGUGUUAAAAACCCAAAGUCUCACACUUCAGGGGUUGACGCGUUUGCUGUGCUAAAGCCUUGCCUCUUCGUCCGCUGGUUCGAAUCCGGCCGAGUUUGCUGACUGUUUCGUUAUCGGGUUGCCGGUUGGAAAAUAUAAAUGCAUGAUCUAUUUUUUUUCGAAGAAAAGUAUUUUAUGACUUGCAUGGGCCUUAUAAAUAGAAAACAAUAACAAUUCACUUACUCCCUGCUAAUCAUUCAACAGUUCAUGAGUCCCUCCAUCUGUUUGUUUUCUCUCCAUCCACAAUUUAUAUUCAAGUCAAGUGAAUUGUUAACUGAGCAUUUUAGAUCUUUGAGCGAUGUGGGAAGAGUUUGAGAGUUCGAGCUAUAGGAUGCAUAUACGUCUGUUAGGGGAGCACUUAUUUUUGCGGUUCUAAGUCAACUUACUGGUGUUGACUGUUAGCUAGAGGUUGUUACUAUAUUUUGGACAGAAGAUAUAGCUGUGUUCCUACAAUGGGUCGGGCAGGAGAGGCGCUGGAACAACGCGGGGGCUGGAUAAAAACGCCACACGAACCAUUCGGUUAGAGUGCCCAUAACGAAUGCCACACAUGAAUGUAUGGUGGCGAGCCUCGAUGCAACUCGCGCCGCGCCAACUACCUACAUCCGAUCCCCAUAUCUGAUAACUGAUUGACUCGGACGAUGGACUAGGGCUAGUGACAUGGAAGAGAAGUUGAGGUAAUCUCCAGGGCCUGCAGCCCCAUGGCAAUCAGAACAUAUUCCUCACCGCAAACAGUCUGACGCACUUUUAUACAAUCUCUGUGCGCUCAGAGUCGUGUUUCGGAAGAUUGUAAACUGGCGGCGCAACCCGGUCCCCUCUCAGGACGGUCAACAUGGCUCACUCUUUAUGUGGCGUCUAUGGCACUCCAACUCAGUUGGGAUCCGAGCCGCCCCCCUUCUUGUUUGUGGGAAAACCUCGUUCUUCGUGUUCAGACCAGGCGUGCUUGGCACAUGUAGCCUAGCGGUUUGGACUCAUCAGUCACGAAAUGCGAUCUCGCCUCCAGUUUUUUUGACUGUUUUGGCACCGAGCUCAGAUGGUUAAGGGAGAAGAAAGUGCGGCAGAUGCUGCACAAGUCACCUUCUCUGUGCCUAUCCUGCUGUGGGACACCCGUUAGUCAUUGUUGUUUUUGACAGUCGAGUUGUCCUUACUAUAUUUUGGACAAAGAAGUCUUCUGGCCAUCCAUCGGGCCCAAUCAAAAGACACGGAAGGUAAUCCUGUUGUCGCAAGUUCCUGUUACUUUAGGUAAAAUUUAGCAUCUCUCAUCCAUGAUUAGUUUCACGGAAGUCAGGAAAUACACAAUUAAAAAGGGUGUUAGAACUUCAAAAGUAAGUUAGCAGGUCGUUAAGUCCCUCAAAGCAGAUAGGGUGCAGAAAGGCUUUAUUUCAGCUUGUAGUUCACAUAGAGGUUAUCUUUUCAAGUGUAUGAAAUCGGUGUAAGUUUGCCAGCAUUGCCAAAAUGGAAGAAGAAGAGGAUCACAUCAAAUGUUCGCUCUUCACGCUCAGCAGUAGUAUAUUAAAGACGGUCUAUGAUGUGGUCAACGAGCCUAUAGUAAAGAGAAUACCAUGAUUGAGCACGGAAAGCACACUAUAUUAGUCGUAUUUAACGUCCCAUUGCCAUCUGGAAUCCUGAAAAUCAAUACUCUGCAACUGUUCACAGGAAUUGUGGUACUUUCGACAGACUUAUGCAUCUGUCUUCAUAACUUUACGAAAAAUACCCAGCACUGAGCAUGCAACCAGCUGGCUAAUGGGCAUAUCGCGUGAAAGUAUCCCUUGCCAGGGGGUGACUUAAGGACGGAGUACGAUGUCCUGUUUUGCGCUAACUCCAUGGUCUACGAAGCUGACAGUCCGUCGCAUAGCGACGGACAAUCGUUAAUUUGGGCAUAUUGUCCCCAAGGGUAAGGAAAACCGAAAAGACAUUUCUAGCCUGUUUACGUCUGUCAACAAACUGUACCCAUUUUGUCAAUGACACCAAAACCAAAGUCGUCAGAGCAGCAGGGACAGUUUUACUCUGCUGACCUUGGCCUUAUGAUCUUGGCAAAAAUAUGGUACUGUACUGUGUCGAAUAGCUUAAACGACUGGACAGAAAAGAGCAUAGAAUGUCCACACAUCCCUCCCUGGUCGUGAACUAGAAGUUCAUUACAUGUUCACUCAAAGUGCGGGACGGAAUCAGGGAAUUGGACUUAUUUUUAGGUCACAAAAUAGCUUUCUGUUCGAAAUUUUUUUAUAUUGACCCACUUGUCCACUUGGCUGAUUUUACUAUUCAGUUACAGGCUUUUACACAUACAUCAGGCUCCUCAAGUUUUUUAUCCUCAAGGCGACGCUUACCUUUUUUCCAUGCGAAGCCGGUCACUUGCCAAAAUGCUAAAGGGCUUUACGGCAGGUCAAUUUGUUUUUGCAUACACCGUAUUCCUAAUUAAGUUUUAGCUGGUGAAAUAUGUCCGUGCUCCAAUUUGUCCCAAGCAAUCUAUCAAUGGUGAAUGUCAACAAGUUCCCCGCCUGAUUGACGGCUUUGAACUACACGUCACAACAAUUCAGGCAUUAUUGUGGACUGCGGUUCCCACGGGGCGAGUUACUCGCUGACCUCAACCAAUAACAGUAUAACUACCCCACAAUCAUGACCCUUCGUGCAACAGACAAAAGAAAGCGCUACCUAUGUAUUCAGCGGUUUCUGGACUGCAUUUAAGAAAAUAGGACAAAGGAGUGGAGAACCUGAUGGACAGCUAUUGAGACCCGUCGAACCGUCAGUUGUGUGCGAGUGGUGAGUCAGACGUCAGCCCGGGGUUGUCGUCACCUUCCUCCCCCGACUGUAGAGAAGCUGCACGAAGCAAACUCCUGCACCGAUGUCCAGACGGAUAAAAAAACUGUGGUAGGCGUAGGAGGUGUUAUGGGAGGCACGAGACAUUUCGAGGCUUUUGAAAAAAGUAGCCUUCACACUCCAGAUGGCAAACAACGGCGAUUCAGUUAGCCCUUACCCUCCCCCACUCUGCUAGGGUGGACGUGGACGGUGUGACGGGUGUGUAAACGUCAGCCGUCAUUAGUCUCAUGCAGGUCAGUGUUCAUCAGCGCCUCUCAUUUUGAACACUAGAUAAUUCCACCAUAGAGAACGACUAGGUUCGCAAAUGCCCAGCAAGGAGGGUCCACAGCAUUGUGUGCCGUUUUUCAUGCGUACAUUGAAGCAGACGUGCGCUGCACCUACCUCGCUCCCUCUUCCACACCCGCUGACUUUCAAGGGUAAAACGAAACCGAGACAAUGGGCAGUGGGUGUGGACAGAGUUACUGCCAAAGCCUUCUUUUGCCACACACACACACACACGACAGUUCGACCAUCGAUUUCGAUGAUGUCCACCGUUUGCCCCACAAACUCCAUUGUGGGAGCAGGAACGGUGACUUACGCAGGGGUUUAUAGUGCCAGUAGACUUGCGUAGCAUCUACCUACACUCUCUCCUCCUCCCCCGCCUGAGCCCGGUGUCAAGACAGAGUCAAGAAGACCGGAGACGAGGGAGGCCGCAGGUGAAUGGCUCGGACGGAUCCUCGCCUUGGUCCCACUCUGUCCCCCUCUUCAAUACACCACAUAACUGCCUAAGACUGUCAACUAGCUGAUGAUAAGAUUGAGUGGUGUAACCGACUUGGCGUGCAAGCCCUCGCCCACGCGUACCACAUGUGUGCUUGUUCGCUAACACACGGGAGGGAGGUGUUCACUCGGUCUGUCUUUGCGUCCAUUAUGAUGGCGCUGGCUGACCGUAUCGCAUGACUGUUGCAUGAGUUACUUGUGAAGUGGCGCUGAUUGCUAGUGAGCAUGGGCGUGACCGAGUGGGCCCAUGUGUACCCUCAACAUACUUUGUAUGAGCAGAUAAAGAACUUUUUCAAGAAGGUUUGGGUUUUGCUACUUUACCGUGGGUAUCCGUUGAUGCGUAUUUGAUCGAAUAGACAUACGCAAAAUCUUGUUGUCAUUUGGGCAGUGUGCGCAGAUAAGGCGUACGUGACGGUUGUAUUGCCAGACUCCACAAAUUGGUCCAUCGGUCGCAUUGCGAUGGCUAAGGCCGAUUAUGUGGUUUGAGUUUACGGUCAGAAUUAGAGCGAGUUGGAGUUGUAUUUUCAUUGCUGAUGGAAGUAUGGAUUGGUAGCCUUUAUACUCUGGUAGAAAAUGAGUCUUUAUUUGUGAUGCUAGUGAUGCUGUGUGAUGUGGGAAGUGCGUUUGCCAAUUUGACACUGUAUCGGGUUCGAAGGUGCUCAUUAAGAUCCGUCCGUGCCCGUAAUGUCCGUUGACAUUGUGGACACGACGGUAGGCUCAGGGAGCUUUCACUGUUGACUCACAGCAUUUGCAACUUGCGAACUUCCCUUUUCGCCCUGGCCGCCGCUAGUUGGUGUUUCUCGGCGAUGUCUGUUGCAGUCCUUAUGACAGUGCACUACACCUGCCGGAGACGGGUUCGAUCGCAGUGUCUGACGAAGUUAGAUACUUCACGCACACUUGUGACACGCCACAUGUUCCUUACUACAUGAAUCAGGCUUCGGUAAGUGCGAUUCGGAUCCCACAUGCGUAAAAGUGCCAUAAAGGCCACAGUGAGACGGAGCGGCUGCCGAAUGAUUCUCAGUCAUCCAGUUACUCCUAAAUGUGUCCAUGAGAACCUCUUUAUCCCGUAAUCUGACAGUCAUCCAAUCCCCGACUCUCAGCGCGUCGCGGUAGAUCCAAAAACGUCAGAUUCACAUUAAUGAGGACUGCGCUGAUUUGCGCAUGUGGACGGUUGCGCAACUUCCUGUCUUUUCCCGUACGCUGGGCCGGGAGCUAACGUCACCCGCGCUUCUGAAUGCCGAUAAGGCACAGGCCGUCUAACGAGGCCAAAACCAAGCGGUCCCAUCCACGUACGGCUUAGGCCGACGUUGAUAACAAUCAGGAUGCUAUCGUGUUGAUGUCUGAUCUCUAAAAGAGGAAAGAUUUGACGCAUAGAGAUGGUCGGCAUUAGAUUCCUCCGUAGUACGAACGGCUAACGGGCAACAGUUUUCUGAAGGGGUUCUGCAGACCUCUGUUUACCAGCGGAUAGUUUUUCUGUCACUGGCUGUAAUAUACUCUGCGAAAUCGAACUGUCCUGAAAAUUGUGGAAAGCAAACAGAUGUAUAAACGGCUCCAGUCUAAUUUUCUGAGGUUGUUUGCAGUUGUCAUGAAUAAAUAACUGUAAUUCAUUCGUAGAGUGUGGUGCUAAGUUCUACUUUGUUGUGCUGACUGCAGCACAUAGCCUACCGAAAAAAAUAAAAUAAAAAUUGGCAACGCCAAAUGAAUGCUCGUACUUUUGACUAUGGAACAAUGAAAAUCAUAAUGCCUGAGACGUAGCUUGGAAUGCUGAUUUGAACUGUCGUUCUUUUUGUAAGUUCAAGUUUUGUAACCAUUGGGGAGUCCAACGGCGUUCAUCUAUCCCUCCCUUAAUAAGACAGAACUGAACUGAAAUAUGCUACACUGGUAGGAACUCGGCAGCCCGAAUCAUACCGUCUGCGACUGGCAGGAUGUUGAACUUGUCAAUACAACUGGCGAAAAAUGUCGCUCCAAGAGUUUUAAGAAGGCACAUUAUUUGCACAGUCUCGGGGAUUAAUUAAAGUGUUAUCUUGACUCAGAUUCCGAAAACGAACGUCGAUGAAAGCGCGGACGGCUCUGGCAGUCCUCAGAAAGUGAAGUCCUCUUUGAUUCCUCCAGCUGAGUCUAAAUUUUUGUAGGGGAGUGGAAUAGUUAUCUUGGCAAUUGUGACCACAAGAGCCAACAUAAGUUCGGGAUUGGCAAUCCGUGUGACAAUGCCGACCAAAGUCUCAACAUGCUUGCAGGUAACCAAAGAAACAUCUGUUCAGUUGCCCAGACGUCCGAGAACGGUUUUAGUUAACCGCAUUCUUGUAAAUGGACGGAGCUGAGCUUAAAGCCAUACCUACGAUUGUGUGCGUAAGACUUUAGGCGAACGAUCUCGCGUCCGGUCUUUUUGAUGCUCUCGGCACCGAGCUUAGGUGGUUGAAGAGAAAAAAGUGCAGUGGAUGUCACGCAAGACUUCUAUCACUAUAAACUAACUCACUUGCAAGUUAUUGUCCCUGCGUCCCACCCUGUUGUGAUGCGCACGAUGGACAUCGCCGGUAACGACGGUAGGAAAUGCCCACAUGUAUAUCUGAAGGAAAUCUAGAAGGUCAUUCCGCUUAAAAAGGUAGGCAUUCACAGAUUCCGAAAUAUCACAACAAUCGGACGUUAACGCAUCUAUACUAAUAACUGUUUUGUCCCUCUGAAAGCGAAUGAUAUAAGGUUGUGCGCUGUGGAGGAAGACUGGGUCACAUGUUUUUCGUUAGCGAUAUGAAUGCUUUAUUCAAGAACAGAACAUUUCGAACUCUGAUGUUCAGGCUAUUCAGUUUAUCACGCAUCAUUCUUGGGGGGAAACCCCGACGUCAGGCAAAUGGAAUUAUUUUAGCUUUUAUUUUAGACUUCGUUUCAGGACAGUCAAGAAGGCAGUCAGUUAGUCGAUCAAAACAAAAACAGGCGCACCUUUUAUCUGGCCGAGUGACAAGUUCCUGCACAGGUAAAGCCCAUUGUCAAGAUGGUCAUAGGGCUAUCCAUGGACGUUGUCUGUGAAAUCUUUGCGAUCGAGCAAGCCCCCCAUUGUCGAAGGUCCAGAAGUAACCCGGCACCUCCGUGUCUUUGAAGGGAGGGCCUGCAGCUGGCCCUCGGUAAAAACGUUCUGACGAUAAUUUCGAGUGGCUAACGAAGAUACUUCAGCUCCUAUGACGUACAAAGUCCUACCCAAAAGACGUGGGUAGUGCAAUUCGGUAAGGUUUGAGCAUAUGCGUGGGGUAAGGGAAGACUAUGGAGAACUGCUUACAAUAUUUUAAGUAGUGGAUGUAGUUCGGUAGUUCUUGGUCGUCCCUUCGUCGGCAGGAUGACAGUCUCUGACCUGUACCGCCCCGGAGAUUCGGUGCUGCUGAAAUGUCCACAUUGACUCACUGUUUUGCAUCCCCCCACACACAAAAUUAUUUAGUAAGGGGAAAGCGCAUUUUUAAGAGAGAUUCGGCACGGAGAGCCGUCAAGUCGUAAAAAGAUAUUCAAAAUAUUGUUAGACGGAAUGCGUGCGCCUGCCAGUAAAGCAGGAGUUUCAAAACACUUGCUUAUUGGUUAUACAUCAGUUAGCAUUUUCUUACUCCGCGCUUAUACGUAAUCCUUGUCCGAAAGUUUAUUUCUUUUCUUUGAGAGCCGAAAGAAACAAAUCAAAAUGUCCAACCGACAUGGGAAUAAGUCGAAUUAAUGUUACCCUUAAUGAUUUUUCAAUAGCAUCUGAACAGAUCUUUUCCGGACAUUGAAGUUAGGAAAGACAAAACAAACUCGAUGGCCACUUUUGCCCUGACAGAAACUGUCAAACAGAUAAUCCGUUUACGUGAAUCCCGAUAAUAUAAUCACUGUUUAUUGCAUAAGAGUACUGUCCGGCGCAAUUUUUAAAGCGUGGGAUCCCCUCGUAAGAACUGUUUUCUCCGGAGACUGAUAUCGCCUCUCGGAACUCGUAAACUAUAGUAGUAGAUACGGUAAUGGAAGUGCGUAUAGAAAAGCAAGCGUAUACUUGGCCGUCAAAGCUGACAUUCGUCAAGGCCGUGUCCUCUCAACAAACUCAGUUAAGUGUUUGAUGGAUACAGUCCUACCCAAAUAGGACAACUUUCCUUAAUCUCAGAUUUUGAGAAUGUCAAGCGAGUGGGCUUGAGACGAACCUCUCUUGAGGACCGCAAUCCACCCCUUACCGUAAAGUCACCACCCCACAGUCAAAGCGAAAACUACGGCUUAGAAUGGCGAAGUAAUAUGUUUCAGUCUCAUAUAAUAAAAAUUGUUAUCUCUUUUCUGCGUGUUACACGGUGCAAGGUGGUCUACAUGUCUUUGGGCUUUUGUUAGCGUCACACUACGUUUGGGAAUAAAUAAAGAACGAUAUACGGCUAGAAUGCGACCUGUUCUGUCGUUUCUGGAAGGCAUAGGAGAAGGCGUAUUUUUCGACUAUAUCUUGUUGUAUUCAAACGUGCUCUUAUUUGAAUGUGAGUCAUGGUUAUGGUGAGCUGCGUAUUCGAGGAUGAGUGCGCUUCUUUUGACAAUUACACAACUGAACACACUUGAAUGCGCUGACGAUGGUAGUACGAUCGCUUGUAAUACUUCACACAUUAUGGGCAAAAUAUCCCAACAUAUCGGUCAAAUGUCCACCUGCGCCUCUGAUUACUACUUGCUUUCAGUUGUUAAAUUAAGACGUGUUUACCGUCUUAGCCAUAAUACGCAUAGCAUGCGAAACAUUGUCCAACAGUUGGUGAAUAUUAUACCUCAUAAAAUAACUCACGUACACCAGGUUACUUUUCAUGCGAGAUUAUGGACUGGAUUUAAAUAACUGUGUCCCAGGGGAUUAAAUUUAACUUUGAAAAGUGAAGCUACAAAAAAUUUUGAAAAACUGCGAUAAUUGAAGGAAAAUAGACGGAGGAGACUAUUAUCCCCUGAUAUAAGUACGUUCACAGAUCCCGUUAUGGGGCAGGCUCGUCACUUUGUGCCUUGAGGCUUAAUCUAGACCUCUCGCAGGCGGUCGAACAACGACUAAUAUUAUAUGCGAAGUGAAGUACCGGAAACGAUAAGGGAGACUGAAAUGGCCGCUUCGGGCUUAUUAACCGUCAUCGGUCAGCCACACGCAGCCCACGGUUUGCAGCACUCACGAUUCGAAGCCUACUCUUUGGCCGUUAAAUCACACGCUCGAGCAAAUGAAUUAAGAGCUAGUUGACCUGUCGGCUGUGAUCGGGAAUAUUAACUAUUUAUGUACUGUAGGUGGGUUAACUCAUGAAAUCUCAACCGAAAUUUCGAAAAGCGUUCUCGUUUCGAAAAGAUUAAUUUACUAGGAUUGUAAAAUGCAGCAAAAUUCUUUAGUAAUUCAUUUACCACAGGGUGUCGGCUUUUGAAUAAACUUAUUUUCGACUGCAUGCAAGAACUAUACUCUGCAAAAAAUGACUACUUAUGAAGCAUACAAUUUUCCGAUUGAGUUUCGAAGCCCUUGGAAAACAUGCAUAAAGAUAUUCAUACUUUUACUUAUCCGAUAGGAAAUCACGACUACUUUGAUUUGAUACUCGAAAAAAGGGUAUAAUUCGGUUUUAAACAACUUUUCUAAUUCGCGAAUAAUUUUUAACCGGACCUGCUGUUACACUUGCAUUCAGGGUCUCAAAACUACAGGCCGUAUAUUUUUCGUGUACAAAAAACCAGGUAUUUCUCUACUGUAUUAUGGGGAGACCAUAUAGGGUUCAUAAAAGUAAGCAGUGGAUUUGGGCAGUAUUGUUAACUCUACAAGCCACCUUCGUAAAUGCAGACGCAUGACGCUUUAUGAACGGCCAUUCCACGGUAUUAAAAAAUCUCACAAUUUGAAACUCUUUUAGAACCGAAUUAUACCCUCUUUUCGAGCAUAAAAUUGGAAGACGAUGUGGUUUUCUACGGAAAAAGUAAAAGAUGGAUAUUUUUAUGUGUGUUUUCUAUGAAAUUUAAUGGAAUUUUCGAGGUCUUCGUAAACCAAAAUAGAAAAUUGCAUGCUACUUAUGUCGUUAUUUCUAGCAGAGUAUAGCUCUUGCAUGCGGUCGGAAAUAAGUUCGUUCAAAGUUCGGCGCCCGAGGAACCUGGAUCAUUAUAGAAUUAUACUGCAGGCUGAUUAGUGUUACGGCCCUACAUAAUUAAUCUUUUCGAAGCGAAGACGCAUUUCGAAAUUUCGGUUGACAUUUCAUGAGUUAGCCCACCUACGAAUGACUGCCCCCUGCCCUAAUCACGCAUCAACGACCGCGAAUACAGCCGCCCGCAUUCCAACUGAUACACCACCCACCCUCCCCCUCCAGCAUGGUGCGCCGUAAUUGUUCCGCCUCCUCUCCCUUCCCCGCCCCUCACUCAGUGACCUACCAUGACCUCGGGAGCCCACCCCACCACCCCCCCCCUCACACGUCAGUGGUCUGUUCUGUCUUAUCACACUAACUGGUCUACUGUGACAACAUAACUUUCUCCCUCGUUUUCAUUACGUCUGACGACGGGUUGGUGUCACCAGCUCGAAAAUUCACGAGUACAACUCGACUAUUCCGAAGAACCUCUUCUAUUUUUCAUAUAUAUAUAUAUGUUGUUAAGGUGAUACUGACAAAGACAAGGGAGACCGGAAUGGCCAUUUAUGGCUUAUUAGCCGUCAUCAGCCAGUCAUACCCAACCCCAAGUGUGGAUCACUUGAGAUUCGAACCCGGGAUAUUUGGUCAUGGAGUUCAACUCUCUACCAUUGAGCCACGGGCCCGUUGAUAUUCCCGAUCACAACCGACAGGACAACGGGCCCGUGGCUCAAUGGCAGAGCGUUGAACUCCAUGACCAAAUAUCCGGGUUCGAAUCUCAAGUGAUCCACACUUGGGGUUGGGUAUGACUGGCUGAUGACGGCUAAUAAGCCAGAAAUUGCCAUUCCGGUCUCCCUUGUCUUUGUCGGUAUCACCUUAACAACAUUUAUCACUAGUCGCUGUGCGACUGCCUGCGAGGGUUUAAGUAUAAGCUCCAAGGCACAACAGAACGAACAUGUUCUGUAACCUGAUCGGUGAGCGCCCAUCUGUCAUAAUAUAUACCACUUCAGUUAUUCAAUAUAUACAUAUAUAUCGCCCCAGUUAUAUCAUGCACAAUGUAUAUCUCAUUUCGUUUGGUUCAGCUGUUUUAUGACUCACUUCCGCGCAGCACGUGUCUCUAGCCCUCUAGUUACGGGUUUAGUUUCGAGGGUCCAGGCGACGUUAGCAAACUAGCACGUCAAGGCAAAUUCACUUAACUUCCUUUCUGAUGAAAAAUCCGCGGAAUUCCUGGGAUUUGUGCUCUCGGAAUAACGCCACGGAGAGUGACAAUGAAAAAGUCUUGCUCCCUAUGCUGCUUAAUUUCGUCGUUUUAACUCCCACUCUCGUAGAUGCCAGUGAUGAGUGGCUUGCAUCCUUUGGGAGAUGGUAACGAUGAUGAUGAUGAUGAUGAUGAUGAUGAUGAUGGUUAUGAUGGUCGUGCGGGUGCUGUUUUUGUUGUUGUUGUUGUUGCUACUGUUGCUGUCACUGAUGAAGAUGAUGGCGAUGACGAUUAUGUGGAUGGUUUUGGGCAAAUAACCUUACGUGCUCUCAUUGGAGGACAAACUUAUGGCUUUCAAGCCUCUCAGCCCCGAUGGUGGCUAGAAGCUACAAGCAAGAAUUCCUCGGGAUCUGUAACCUUAUCUCGGGUCUCGGGGCCAAGCAUAUUCUGUUCCAUCAUGGAACUAGUUCAAUGA
This is a messenger RNA of Spirometra erinaceieuropaei, 80770 nucleotides long. The record is from the annotation of a GenBank genome assembly. NCBI's taxonomy places the organism in Eukaryota, Metazoa, Platyhelminthes, Cestoda, Diphyllobothriidea, Diphyllobothriidae.